GAGAGUCUCCAGCAGCUCAUCCUGAUGACCCUGCCUAAUGUGCUGACCAUCGCUAAGGACCCCCUCUCAGGUACUGUGGUGCUCAUUCUCUUGUUCACAAACUUACAACAAGCCUCAGGUAGCUACGCCUCUAAAUCCAGUUGGCUAGCUGGCUAGUGCAAGAUUAAGUUAUGGGUCCCCAUCAUCUCUUGUUCACACUCACAACAAGUGCUUACAAAUGCCUUUAUAUAUUCCCUUGCAAUCUCAGUCCAGAUACUGUACCGUAUGAGGGCCUGUUGGGGUGGGAAGGAUGCACAUGUUGUGGCCUUUUUCUGGGGUCAGUCAGGAAGUGGGAAAGGCAGGAAAAGUCCAUUGGAGCCCUUCAGUCUGUAGGAGGCUAAUCAGGCCAUGGAGAGUGCUGAGUGUGUGGGCUCUCCGGCCUGGUGUCGACAACCUCGCCAGGAUAGACCUUAUAUGGCUAGCUGUGCGUAUGUGUGGCUAUGGAGACCGUCAGACCUGAUAUAGUGGGUGUGGAGAGGUCAGAUAGAGGCCUGUUGUCCGCAAGAUACAGGUAUAGCUGGGGGAUAGUUCACCUAAGGCUACUAUGGUAUAUUUAGCCUUGAUGGGACCAUCUAGUCUGAUUAGUAACAACUAAACUUUUACCAGAAGGAAUAAUUGUUUUUGUUUUCUCAUCGAAUAUAAUCUCUGAACCCAGAACCAUAUAUAUACACUACUCUGUAAUGAGCGAUUUACAUCUAGCUAGUGUGGUUCAUGCAGCCUCUGUCCCUUAUGACUUUUGCAACUCCACCUAGCUAGAUGACUCCAUAAAGCUAAUACCCCACAUCCCACACACAGUAUGUAGUUCAUGAAUGUACUUGCAGUACAGUUCUGUACUGUAUGCAUGAAUGAACAAAAGGAACACCAGACCAGUUAUUUCUAUGGCUUUUGUAACUGUGCUGGCGUGAGAGUAGAGUAUCUCCAGGAUAAUAACGUCAUGUUUAAAGUGUUCAGCUUCACCGCCAGACAGUUGUUCCUUCUCCUCCCGGCGGCUAGACCUUUCAUGGGUUGGGCCACUACCCUGCCGCCAGCACGCUUGUUUUGCAUGUUGGUUCCUGCAACUGUCUGUCAGACACACAAAUAACUUUUUAUCAGGACCCAUGUGGCUGAUUUCUAUUUUCCUGCCGGGAGCCAAGUUAUCUAGAUCUAGGCCUCUUGAUUGGUCCCGUAUGAAAACGUGUUUAGCAAUCAAGAACAAUAGUGGUCUAACAUUGAGAUUGGUGGGGUUGUUGGGAGGCUUUUGCUGUAAGCCAGCCUUGGUACAGUGCCUUGCAAAAGUAUUCAGCCCCCUUCGCAUUUUUCCUAUUUUGUUGCAUUACAUUAAUUUAAAUAGAUUUUUAUUUGGAUUUCAUGUAAUGGACAUACACAAAAUAGCCCAAAUUGGUGAAGUGAAAAAUUACUUGUUUCAAAAAAUUCUAAAAAAUAAAUACCGGAAAAGUGGUUCGUGCAUAUGUAUUCACCCCCUUUGCUAUGAAGCCCCUAAAUAAGAUCUGGUGCAACCAAUUACCUUCAGAAGUCACAUAAUUAGUUAAAUAAAGUCCACCUGUGUGCAAUCUAAGUGUCACAUUAUCUCAGUAUAUAUACACCUGUUCUGAAUGGCCCCAGAGUCUGCAACACCACUAAGCAAGGGGCACCACCAAGCAAGCGGCACCAUGAAGACCAAGGAGCUCUCCAAACAGGUCAGGGACAAAGUUGUGGAGAAGUACAGAUCAGGGUUGGGUUAUAAACAAAUAUCAGAAACUUUGAACAUCCCACGGAGCACUAUUUAAAUCCAUUAUUAAAAAAUGGAAAGAAUAUGGCACCACAACAAACCUGCCAAGAGAAGGCCGCCCACCAAAACUCACGGACCAGGCAAGGAGGGCAUUAAUCAGAGAGGCAACAAAGAGACCAAAGAUAACCCUGAAGGAGCUGCAAAGCUCCACAGCGGAGAUUGGAGUAUCUGUCCAUAGGACCAUUUUAAGCCGUACACGCCACAGAGCUGGGCUUCACGGAAGAGUGGCCAGAAAAAGAAAAAAAUAAGCAAACACGUUUGGUGUUCGCCAAACGGUAUGUGGGAGACUCCCCAAACAUAUGGAAGAAGGUACUCUGCUCAGAUGAGACUAAAAUUGAGCUUUUUGGCCAUCAAGGAAAAUGCUAUGUCUGGCGCAAACCGAACACCUCUCAUCACCCCGAGAACACCUUCCCCACAGUGAAGCAUGGUGGUCGCAGCAUCAUGCAGUGGGGAUGUUUUUCAUCUGCAGGGACUGGGAAACUGGUCAGAAUUUAGGAAUGAUGGAUGGCGCUAAAUACAGGAAAGUUCUUGAGGGAAACCUGAUUCAGUCUUCCGGAGGUUCACCUUCCAGCAGGACAAUGACCCUAAGCAUACUGCUAAAGCAGCACUCGAGUGGUUUAAAGGGAACAUUUAAAUGUCUUGGAAUGGCCUAGUCAAAGCCCAGACCUCAAUCCAAUUGAGAAUCUGUGGUAUGACUUAAAGAUUGCUGUACACCAGCGGAACCCAUCCAACUUGAAGGAGCUGGAGCAGUUUUGCAUUGAAAAAUGCUUAUAGAGACAUACCCCAAGAGACUUGCAGCUGUAAUUGCUGCAAAAGGUGGCUCUAUAAAGUAUUGACUUUGGGGGGAGGGGGGAGGGGGAGUGAAUAGUUAAGCACGCUCAAGUUUUCUGUUUUUUUGUCUUAUUUCUUGUUUGUUUCACCCCAAAAUAUAUUUCGCAUCUUCAAAGUGGUAGGCAUGUUGUGUAAAUCAAAUGAUACAAACCCCCAAAAAAUCCAUUUUAAUUCCAGGUUGUAAGCAACAAAAUAGGAAAAAAGCCAAGGGGGGUGAAUACCUUCCCAAGCCACUAUAUGUGAACUGAAUUUCAAUAGUGGUUAAUGGGGUGUGUGUUAAUAUUAUUGUGUGUGGAUGGAUGCGUUAUGUUAUGUUUGUAUGGAAUGGCCUCAGGAAGUUAGCUUUUCCAUGAGUUCCUAUGUUCAGUUCAGGGUUACACCACUGCCUGCCCUUUUGUCUUCUUAGUUGGUCUCAAUGGAAUAAGGGCAGGGCUGGGUCGCAGACAGGGUCUCCAUGGCAACCCUGUUGCCCUUUCCCCAGAGUGUUGAUCAAGCUUUUUUGAAGUCCUUUCCAGGACCAAGGACACACACACACACACACACGCACAUACUAACACACAGCUGAUCCCAGACAAACAAAAAGAAAUGGUAAAUACCUUUUUUAAUAAACGCUUGCUACAUCCACAAAAACACCCAAAGAUAAUCCUGAGCUGUGGCUGAUUUUAAAGAUUGACCCACUAAUUGAUGGCUCCUAACCAACAGCGAUGGGAGAGUUCUUCCAGCCACUGGUGUAAGAACUGGGGGGAUGGGAGAGGUCCACAAAACUGUCAUUUGGGAUUUGCUGCCUGCCUGGCAGGUUGACGCAUAUUGGGAUGAAUCUUGUCCUGGAGGCAGAGCUGAGCGAUUUCCACUAGAUAGGCCAGCUGCCAAGUCGAAAUUGGCAAUACAGUGCCUGUGGAAAGUAUUCACACCCCUUGACCUUUUCCACAUUUUGUUGUGUUAAAGCCUGAAUUGAAAAUGGGUUAAAUUGAGGUUUUGUGUCACGGGCCUACACACAAUACCCCAUAAUGUCAAAGUGGAAUUAUGUUUUUUUAAAUUUAUUAAAUGAAAAGCUGAAAUGUCAUAACUCAAUAACUAUUCAACCGCCUUUAUGGCAAGCCUAAAUAAGUUCAGGAGUAAAAAUAUGCUUAACAAGUCAUAUAAUAAAGUUGCAUGGACUCACUCUGUGUGCAAUAAAAGUGUUUAACAUGAUUUUUGAAUGACUACCUCAUCUCUGUACCCCAUACACACACAAUUAUCUGUAAGGUCCCUCAGUCAAGCAGUGAAUUUCAAACACAGAUUCAACCACAAAGACCAGGGAGGUUUUCUAAUUGAAUGUUCCUGAGUGUCCUAGUUAGAGUUUUGACUUAAAUCGGCUUUAAAAUCCAUGGCAAGACUUGAAAAUGGCUGUUUAGCGAUGAUCAACCACCAACUUGACGGUGCUUGAAGAAUUUUGAAAAGAAUAAUGUGCAAAUAUUGUACAAUCCAGGUGUGCAAAGCUCUAAGAGACUUACCCAGAAAGACUCACAGCUGUAAUCGAUGCCAAAUGUGAUUCUAACAUGUAUUGACUCAGGUGUAUGAAUACUUAUGUAAAUUAGAUAUUUCUCUAUUUCAUUUUCAAUACAUUUGCAAACAUUUCUCUAAACAUGUUUUCACUUCGUCAUUAUGGGGUAUUGUGCGUAGGUGGGUGAGAUAAAAAUCGACUUAAUCCAUGUUGAAUUCAGGGUGUAACACAACAAAGUGGAAUAAUUCAAGGGGUAUGAAUACUUUCUAAAGACAUUUACACUACAUUUACGUCAUUUAGCAGACACUCUUAUCCAGAGCGACUUACAGUUAGAGUGCAUACAUUUUAUUUUUUUAUACUGGCCUCCCGUGGGAAUCGAACCCACAACCCUGGCAUUGAAACGCCAUGCUCUACCAACUGAGCUACAUCCCUGUAGGCUAUUCCCUCCCCUACCCUGGACGACGCUGGGCCAAUUGUGCGCAGCCCCAUGGAUCUCCUGGUCGUGGCCGGCUACGACAGAGCCUGGAUUCGAACCAGGAUCUCUAGUGGCACAGCUAGCACUGCGAUGCAGGGCCUUAGACCACUGUGCCACUCGGGAGAUUGGCACUGUAUAUCGUAAUAAUUCAUAAAAACAAAAAUGUCUUAAUUUCAAGAUGUCCUCCAGAGAUUUUUUUUACUUGUACUGUUGAAAAGCGAUUUCCCAAGUAUAAAUACAGUAAAGUAAAAAAUAUAUUUGGAGCAAAAUGAUUAUUUUUUUUACACAUCAAGGAGUAGGGCAUUCAAGGAGUUGGUCUGAUUGGAAUCAAUCGGCUAAAAGGAAAGGGUGUUUUAAUCAGGUAUGUCUUCAUCUUUCAUCUUCAACAGGCAAGGGUAUGGAGGAGGUGAAGAGACUGCUGCUGUUGAUCCUAGGCUGUGCUGUACAGGUAACAUAGCCUUUUCUAACAUCUUCAACAGAUCUUUCUUGGAAAAGAGAUUUGAUCUCAAUGAUAAUCUGAAUGAAUAAAGUUAAAAUUACAAAACAUGAACAACCCCUCCUAAUUGAGCCAACCAGGUAGGCCUACUGUAGAAUUAAUUCCCUUGUGAGUCUGUGUAGAGGCAGUUAGUCAGUUUACUGUACAAUACAGGGAUAUGUGACUUUCUGCCUUGGCAAACAUUAUACAGUGAUUGUGUAUAUAUGUAUGUGUAUAGAUAUAUACUGUAUAUGUUUAUUGUCACAUACACCGGAUAGGUGCAGUGAAAUGUGUUGUUUGACAGGGUCAGCCAUACAGCGCACCUGGAGCAAAUUAUCAAAUCAAAUUUUAUUGGCCACAUGUGCCGAAUACAACAGGUGCAGACAUUACAGUGAAAUGCUUACUUACAGCCCUUAACCAACAGUGCAUUUAUUUUAAAUAAAAAAGUAGAAUAAAACAACAAACUUGAGAAAAAAAGAGCAGAAGUAAAAUAAAAUAACAGUAGGGAGGCUAUAUAUACAGGGGGGUACCGGUGCGGGGGCACCAGCUAGUUCAUGUAGUUGAAGUAAUAUGUACAUGUGGGUAGAGUUAAAGUGACUAUGCAUAAAUAAUUAACAGAGUAGCAGCAGCGUAAAAAGAUGGGGAAUGGGGGGCAGUGCAAAUAGUCCAGGUAGCAAUGAUUAGCUGUUUCCAGAGUCUUAUUGCUUGGGGGUAGAAGCUGUUGAGAAGUCUUUUGGACCUAGACUUGGCACUCCGGUACCGCUUGCCGUGUGGUAGCAGAGAGAACAGUCUAUGACUAGGGUGGUUGGAGUCUUUGACAAUUUUGAGGGCCUUCCUCUGACACCGCCUGGUAUAGAGGUCCUGGAUGGCAGGAAGCUUGGCCCCAGUGAUGUACUGGGCCGUACGCACUACCCUCUGUAGUGCCUUGCGGUCGGAGGCCAAGCAGUUGCCAUACCAGGCGAUGAUGCAACCAGUCAGGAUGCUCUCGAUGGUGCAGCUGUAGAAUUUUUUGAGGAUCUGAGGACCCAUGCCAAAUCUUUUCAGUCUCUUAAGGGGGAAUAGGCUUUGUCGUGCCCUCUUCACGACUGUCUUGGUGUGUUUGGACCAUGAUAGUUUGUUGGUGAUGUGGACACCAAGGAACUUGAAGCUCUCAAACCUGUUCCACUACAGCCUCGUCGAUGAGAAUGGGGGCGUGCUCAAACCUCUUUAUUUUUUUUUCUGUAGUCAACAAUCAUCUCCUUUUGUCUUGGUCACGUUGAGGGAGAGGUUGUUAUCCUUGCACCACACGGCCAGCUCUCUGACCUCCUCCCUAUAGGCUGUCUCAUCGUUGUCGGUGAUCAGGCUUACCACUGUUGUGUCGUCGGCAAACUUAAUGAUGGUGUUGGAGUCGGCAAACUUAAUGAUGGUGUUGGAGUCGGCAAACUUAAUGAUGGUGUUGGAGUCGUGCCUGGCCAUGCAGUCAUGGGUGAACAGGGAGUACAGGAGGGGACUGAGCACGCACCCCUGAGGGGCCCCCGUGUUGAGGAUCAGUGUGGCAGAUGUGUUGUUACCUACCCUUACCACCUGGGGGCGGCCCGUCAGGAAGUCCAGGAUCCAGUUGCAGAUGGAGGUGUUUAGUCCCAGGAUCCUUAGCUUAUUGUUGAGCUUUGAGGGCACUGUGGUGUUGAACGCUGAGCUGUAGUCAAUGAAUAGCAUUCUCACGUAGGUGUUCCUCUUGUCCAGGUGGGAAAGGGCAGUGUGGAGUGCAAUAGAGAUUGCAUCAUCUGUGGAUCUGUUGGGGCGGUAUGCAAAUGGGAGUGGGUCUAGGGUUUCUGGGAUAAUGGUGUUGAUGUGAGCCAUGACCAGCCUUUCAAAGCACUUCAUGGCUACAGACGUCAGUGCUACGGGUCGGUAGUCAUUUAGGCAGGUUAUCUUAGAGUCCUUGGGCAUGGGGACUAUGGUGGUCUGCUUGAAACAUGUUGGUAUUACAUACUCAGUCAGGGACAUGUUGAAAAUGUCAGUGAAGACACUUGCCAGUUGGUCAGCACAUGCUCGGAGUACACGUCCUGGUAAUCCGUCUGUGAAUGUUGACCUGCUUAAAAGUCUUACUCACAUCGGCUACGGAGAGCGUGAUCACAUAGUCAUCCGGAACAGCUGGUGCUCUCAUGCAUGCUUCAGUGUUGCUUGCCUCGAAGCGAGCAUAGAAGUGGUUUAGCUCGUCUGGAAGUGUUGUGUCAUUGGGCAGCUCGCGGCUGUGCUUCCCUUUGUAGUCUGUAAUAGUUUUCAAGCCCUGCCACAUCCGACGAGCGUCAGAGCCGGUGUAGUACGAUUCAAUCUUAGUCCUGUAUUGACUCUUUGCCUGUUUGAUGGUUCGUCGGAGGGCAUAGCGGGAUUUCUUAUAAGCGUCCGGGUUAGAGUCCCGCUCCUUGAAAGCAGCAGCUCUACCCUUUUAGCUCAGUGCGGAUGUUUCCUGUAAUCCACGGUUUCUGGCUGGGGUAUGUACGUACGGUCACUGUGGGGACGACAUCAUCGAUGCACUUAUUGAUGAAGCCAGUGACUGAUGUGGUGUACUCCUCAAUGCUAUCUGAAGAAUCCCGGAACAUGUUCCGGUCUGUGCUAGCAAAACAGUCCUGUAGCUUAGCAUCUGCGUCAUCUGACCACUUUUUUAUUAACCGAGUCACUGGUGCUUCCUGCUUUAGUUUUUGCUUAUUAGCAGGAAUCAGGAGGAUAGAGUUAUGGUCAGAUUUGCCAAAUGGAGGGCGAGGGAGAGCUUUGUAUGCGUCUCUGUGUGUGGAGUAAAGGUGGUCUAGAGUUUUUUUUCCUCUGGUUGCACAUUUAACAUGCUGGUAGAAAUUAGGUAGAACGGAUUUAAGUUUCCCUGCAUUAAAGUCCCCGGCCACUAGGAGCGCUGCCUCUGGAUGAGCGUUUUCCUGUUGACUUAUGGCCUUAUACAGCUCAUUCAGUGCAAUCUUAAUGCCAGCAUUGGUUUGUGGUGGUAAAUAGACAACUAUGAAAAAUAUAGAUGAAAACUCUCUUGGUAAAUAGUGUGGUCUACAGCUUAUCAUAAGAUACUCUACCUCAGGCGAGCAAAACCUAGAGACUUCCUUAUUAUUUGAUUUUGUGCACCAGCUGUUGUUUACAAAUAUACACAGACCGCCACCCCUUGUCUUACCUGAGUCAGCCGUUCUAUCCUGCCGAUGUAGCGUAUAGCCCGCUAGCUGUAUGUUGUCCAUGUCGUCGUUCAGCCACGACUCGGUGAAACAUAAUUGCCUUGCUCAACGGCACAUCAACAGAUUUUAUUCACCUUGUCGUCUCAGGUAUUUGAACCAGCGACCUUUCGGUUGGCCCAGCGCUCUAACCACUAGUCUACCUGGCACCUGAUCACACCAGGAAGUGAAGCUGCAUUGGCAUAACUUUACAUGUUAGAACGCAUCCCUGUAUUAACUGAAACUGAUAACAGUCGCCUUCAGUGCAACAGCAAUGGCCUGUUAUCUUAUCAACAUUUUAUGAAUCAAUUCAAGAUGGCCCUCAAAUGUUUUAUGAGAUUAAUUUCUCUUUUGAAAUCGACAUGUCCAUUGUAGCACCAAUAUCACAGCGCAUGUCAGAGGCUCAGAGAGAUAAAGGGUUAAAUAGUGCAGGGCCCACCCACCUGUACCUAUACCAGAGGCUGUUCCAUUCCCGUGGCUCUGAUAUCUCUCUCACUUCAGCUCUGUACACUAUUGUUUUCAUUCCCUCCAAUCCCCUGGCCUCUCUCUCUCUUUUCUCUAUGUUACACUGCACUGGUUUUUCUUGUUCUUGGGAAAAAGCGGGAUAGAGAGAGAGAUGAAGUGUUGACUAGUUGUUAACUUUUCCUCAGGUAUUUUUCCGAUACAUAAAAAAAUGUCAACGUCAAGCAUAGAUGGAAUUCAUUUUCUAAGUCGAUGCAUUAUCUAUACCUCUUAUAAUUGUUUUCUCUCCAUUUAAUUGAAUGGUAAUUACUCGAGUCUGUGCCGCCUCAAGUCCUCCACAUUACCCCAUACAGUAUUUCUAUAAGAUUUAGAACCUUCUUCUUUUCAUAUGGCUUAUUCAUAUUUAUGACCAUUCAAACACCCAGUCCUUUGUGUUCAAUAGAGAAUGUGAGAACCAAAUCUUAAUCAAAAUGUCUUUCUGAUAGUUUAUAGUCGUGACCUAUAGGUAUCUGAUAGAAGUGCCUGUCAUUGCUACUUCCUCUGCAGUGUGAGAGGAAAGAAGAGAUCAUUGAGAAAAUCAAACUGCUCGACAUCGAGAAGCAGGCAGCCAUCGUCUCCCACAUUCAAGAGGUGAGUAGUGCAGGUGUAGGUGUGUUCACGUCAAAGCAGGCACACAUGUUCAUGCGCAUCAGCCCUUCCUUUUUUGUAGUGAAUUGUUUUCUCACGUUAUCUUCAGGUACGCCUUGUGAAUACUGCUGAAAAUUUGGCAUCUGGCUAAAUCUGGCACAUUUACAGAAACAUUGAUUUAUGUGCACUAUCCCUGUCAAAUAAAUCUAAUAAAGUAAAGACAUAUUCAGGUCUUACUCCUAGGCCUACACUUUAACAGUAUGACAUUUCCAUUGACAUUUAGGCAAUCCUGUUCAUGCGUGUUCGUCAAUUUGUUUAUAGUGAAUAUUUUUCUCACAUGUACUAUGCAUCUUCACAUACAGACACAUACAAGUCUUAUUCCCAGGCCUACAGUACUAUAUUCCUUUUGACAAUAUUGUUAUAUUUCGCUGCACAGAUUCAGAAAUACAAGGGAGAUGGCACUGUUAUUACACAUGUAUUGGGUUUCAAUGCAGAACUUAUGGCAUUCCUGUUUACAUUGUUGUUAUAUUGUCUGUCUACCCCUUCAGGUGACCCAUAACCAGGAGAAUGUGUUGGACAUGCAGUGGCUGGAGCUGCCAGACAUGCCCCCUGAGGAGCUCGAACCCCUGUCCCGUAACAUGGCCCUGCACCUCCGCAAACUCAUAGAUGAAAGAGAUGAAUGUGCAGAGGUUGGUAUCGAACACAGAACUAGUCUGAAACACACCCAAAUCAACUGUAUUACCCACAAUAAGUUUAAAAAAUGCAUCUGUACAUGAUAUGGACAUUACUGUCAUGCAGACUUGAUUUGUGCCCUUUCUAUGCACAGCCAAUAGACUGACAGAGUUCUUCUCCGCCCUCCUCCAGGUGAUCGUGGAGCUGACCCAGGAGAAGGACUACCUCCAGUCCCAGCAGCCUUCCAAUCACCUGGGUUACCCCUGUCCUGAGAGGACUGCAUUGGGCCUGGAUGGACCCGUCUCACUGCUGUCCAAAGAGGACCGCCAGCACCUGGCUGUGGAGCUGGCCGACACUAAAGCCAAACUGAGACGCUCGCGACAGGAACUGUGAGUCAGAAAAGGGGAGAGGUUAGAGUCGGGGAUAACAGUUCAGCAUUUAGUAUAUUUUAUUUUAUUAAGACAAAUAAUUUCCUAAGAUGUUAGCUUCAGAAACACUGCAAGCCCUCUAUCAGAAAAUAUAUUGACUCUAAAUAAACUACACUUAACAUGAUUACAAAAAUGUAUAUAUGUCUGAAUAAAUUGAUUUGCCAACCUAAUGUGUGCUGUGUCUCUCCCAGGGAGGAGAAGACUGAGCAUCUGAUGGAUACCAAACAUGAGGUGGAGAGGCUGGACCUGGAGAUGCAGAAACUCAAGCAAGAGGUGCGGAUUUCCUCUUUUUCACUUCGGCUUCCCUGUCCCCCCCCUCACACUAUCCUCCUGUUUCUCUCCCUCACUUUCUCCCCCUGUUUAUCUCACUCACUUACGUAAACAUACAUUGAAACCCAACUUUCCCUUCUUUUCCAAGUAAGGAAAAAGUUUCCUCCUAGGCAUUUCGAAUCUUGACCACAAAUGAGCCAUAACCUCCAGUACAUCUAGUUUGUUGUACAAUUCAUGCACCUCUGUUUGGUUGCUGCAAAGUAGCGGCAGUAUACCAUUUCUGCAAUUAUAACCUCCAGACCAGAUCCAUAGUGUGUCUUUUUAUGCGCUGUGCAGAACAUGCAGCUGCUGGCGGAGGCACGGUCGGUGCGUGCCUACAGGGAUGAGGUGGAUGCUCUGAGGGAGAAGGCAGCCAAGGUGGACAGACUGGAGACAGAGCUGUCGCGCUGCAAGGAGAGGCUACACGACGUCCACUUCUACAAGACACGAGUCGAGGUGAGACACACUGAGCAUUGAAUUUAAUUGAUUAAACUCACCAACAUCAAUUUUAUGAAUGCUAGAAUAAAAUACAAUGCUGUACAUUAACAACACAUGUAAAAGGAAAAUACCUUUGUUUGCUCCACUAUUCAUGCACCUUGGUUUGAAAUGGAGGUAGUGACAGCAUUCAUUUUUCUCAUUAUCAACACACAUCCACAUGUAUAGCCUAUCUCAUCUGUCAAGACACAUUAAUAUUGGUUGUGCAUAUUAAGACCCAUAUUCCUUAGCAGCACGUCUUUCAUGUCUCUGGGUCAAAUCAGUUCCACUUCAUUGACUAGAACAUUGACUAGAACCCCUGCUGUCUCUGUCACAGGAGAACAAUGGCACCUCCUGAUCAGCAGCAUUUUUGAGUUUGUCCAGGCAGGGAGCUCCACAGCUGUCAAUGGCAGGCCUUUGAACCACUAUUUCCCACUGUCUCCGUCUCAGCCUCUGACUCAUUUAUAUUUCACACUGUCUCCUUACUGAGAAUAUUGACUACAUUGCAGUCAGACUGAACGGAAUCGCUAAUCUACAAAUCACCUUGCUUUCCCAAAUAACUACUCAUUAUGUGAUCAAGAUGAGAAAAUCUGCACAGCGUCUCAGGCUGGUCCCCUUGAACAUGCUGUAUGUAUAUGUCCCUCUGUUUUAGGGCUGUCCCCCACCCCCGCAAAACAUCUGCGUCGACCAAGAGUAAUCUUUUCUUUCGACCAAUCGAUUGGUCGAAAAUUGUAAACUUGUAUUUUUCCAUAUAUAGACACACCCUAUGUGUUUUUAAUAAAAUCAACUAUAUCUACUGAACUUGUCUGAUGCUUUAAGUUCGCUGUUUGAUUAAAUCAUUAAGACACACAAAUGACUCAAGGGCGCCAGAGAUCAAGAGCCUAACCAGAAGAAGAAAAAAAACGUCUUCUUCCGCUGCUGCUGGCCUUUGCAGAUUCUGCCAUUACGCUCCUGAAGUUGCUGGUAAUAGGCUACACCAGCGGGCGGCAUCCAUUUCCAUUUGGAGCUCCAAUUAAUUUUUUACAAUUUCUACCGAUCUGCUUGCCAAUUAUGAUUUUCAUAUGCACAUUUUCGUGGAACAGUUUCAUUUAAUUUAUAAUAGUGUCAAAAUCAUAGUCAUGUGGUUAAUCUAAAUUCUAACUAAAUCUAAAUGAUACAAAUCUAAAAAUUAACUUCUAUUGCCAUUGCCAACAAUGUAAAAAUAGCCUACAUAAAGCCAACAAAUAAAAACAUUGCAGCCUGCAGGUAGAAAAUAUCCUGAUUUAAAAAUAAAUAUCCUAUAAAUCACAUUGACUACGCAUGGCCUGUCUGCAAUGAACUUGAAACAUUGUAUCAGCUGAGUCUGGCCCAAAGCGCGCGCUAGCAAACCUCCAACGUUGUAUAAAAUAUUCUGGGCCCUCAGUUUCCCGCGCCAGUGAGCUCAGGAGAGACACAGCUGUAGGCUAUUUGUGCAAGGAAUAAGAAGUAAUUAGGUAUUUUAUGAUGUUUCCACUGGAUCAGAGCAUUACAAUUUUCCCAUUCAUGCCGAGUGGUGAUCAAUAGGGAGAGAGCUGGAAAAUUGUUCAAAUACAUUGAGGAACUAUUGUCAUUCUCAACGGAUAAUAAAGACAGACUUUGUUUACUUGCUGUUUAAGGUGAAGAAAAAAAUACUUUGAGAAGCUCCACAGCUCAUUAGUGGUGGUGAGUUAAGACAAUCAGAAAUACUAUCAGACACAUUUAUGGCCUACAUUUGCGCACAGGCCAGGUAGCCUAGGCCUACUUCUACAUGCGUAAUCAGGUGUGCGUCCUUAUUCAACGUUGACAGGAGCGCUCCAAACAUAAGACAAUGAAUAAAUUGACAAAACUCGUAAAUGGAAUGAAAUAACCUGAAACUUGUUUCUCACAAGUGUAGCAUGGGUUGUGAGCGCUACAAACAACGUGUCCGUGGUGAAAUAAGUAAUGGGGAAUUGAUAGACACUACCAAUCAAAGGGCAAACAAUUCACAUAGUUUAUGAAACCAUGAAUGCACACGAAAUGGCGGGAGAGAGCGCAUUCAGGAGAGAUACUGUAAGUACCUUGUGCAUCUUAGCCACACUCCCUUUUUUCUUGGACCGUAGCAUCCCCGCAGCCUCCUCAAUGGAUUAGUCCACUGAGACAGGUGUGAAUCAGACAGGUGUCUCGUGUGCCAAAAAAAAAAAAUCUCUGUCAAUCAACAGCCUAUACCAAACAAUCGACAAGUCGACUAAAUGGGGUCAACCCUACUCUGUUUCCAUCUGACAGUUUGUCUGUGUUUCUUCUGUGUUUGUUUCCAGGAGCUGAGAGAGGACAACGUGACUCUGAUGGAUACCAAAGCCAUGCUGGAGGAGCAGCUGGGAGCUGCCAGGGGGCGCUGUGACAAACUACACGAGUUGGAGAAGGAGAACCUGCAGCUGCGGUCCAAACUGCACGACAUGGAGAUGGUAAGAAGUGCAAUAGGGAUUGGUCCGUUUGUCUGCCCAUCUGUGUGCGCUAUAUGUCAGUGUAUGCUAUAUGUCAGUGUAUGCUAUAUGUCAGUGUAUGCUAUAUGUCAGUGCAGUGUGUGUAUACAGUGCAUUCGGAAAGUAUUCAGACCCCUUAACUUUUUCCACAUUUUGUUACGUUACAGCCUUAUUCUAAAAUGGUUUAAAUAGUUUUUUCCCCUCAUCAAUCUAUACACAAUACCCCAUAAUGACAAAGCAGAAACAGGUUUUUAGAAAUUUCUGCAAAUGUAUUUUAAAAAAAUAACAGAUCACAUUUACAUAAGUAUUCAGACCCUUUACUCAGUACAUUGUUGAAGCACUUUUGGCAGCGAUUACAGCCUCUAGUCUUCUUGGGUAUGACUCUACAAGCUUGGCACACCUGUAUUUGGGGAGUUUCUCCCAUUCUACUCUGAAGAUCCUCUCAAGCUCUGUCAGGUUGGAUGGGGAGCGUCGCUACACAGAUAUUUUCAGGUCUACCAGAGAUGUUCGAUCGGGUUCAAGACCGGGCUCUGGCUGGACCACUCAAGGACAUUCAGAGACUUGUCCCGAAGCCACUCCUGCGUUGUCUUGGCUGUGUGCUUAGGGUCGUUGUUCUGUUGGAAGGUGAACCUUCGCCCCACUCUGAGGUCCUGAGCGCUCUGGAGCAGGUUUUCAUCAAGGAUCUCUCUGUACUUUGCUCCGUUCAUCUGUCCCUCGAUCCUGACUAGUUUCCCAGUCCCUGCCGCUGAAAAACAUCCCCACAGUAUGAUGCUGCCAGCGCCAUGCUUCACCGUAGGGUAGGUGCCAGGUUUCCUCCAGAUGUGACGCUUGGCAUUCAGGCCAAAGAGUUCAAUCUUGGUUUCAUCAGACCAGAGAAUCUUGUUUCUCAUGGUCUGAGAGUCCUUUAGGUGCGAAAGAAAGAGUCUUGGUGGUUCUAAACUAAUUCCAUUUAAGAAUGAUGGAGGCCACUGUGUUCUUGGGGACCUUCAAUGCUGCAGACAUUUUUUGGUACCUUUCCCCAGAUCUGUGCCUCGACACAAUCCUGUCCCGGAGCUCUACAAACAAUUCCUUUGACCUCAUGGCUUGGUUUUUGCUCUGACAUGCACUGUUAACUGUGGGACCAUAUAUAGACAGGUGUGUGCCUUUCCAAAUCAUGUCAAAUCAAUUUCAUUUACCACAGGUGGACUCCAAUCAAGUUGUAGAAACAUCUCAAGGAUGAUCAAUGGAAACAGGAUGCACCUAAGCAACAUUUUGACUCUCAUAGCAAAUAGUCUGAAUAAUUAUGUAAAUAAGGUGUUUCAGUUUAUUUUUUAUGGGGUAUUGUGUGUAGAUUGAUUAGGGGGAAAAAUUUAUUUGAUCAAUUUUAGAAUAAGGCUGUAACGUAACAAUGUGGAAAAAGUCAAGGUGUCUGAAUACUUUUUCGAAUGCGCUGUAACUGUGUAUAUGUUGGUGUGUGCGUCUGACUCACCCUGCUGUCCCUCUCAGGACCGGGACACAGAUAAGAAGCGCCUGGAGGAGUUGAUAGAAGAGAACAUGCUGCUGGAGAUCUCUCAGAAACAGAGCAUGAACGAGUCUGCCCACCUUGGCUGGGAGCUGGAGCAGCUUGCCAAGAACAACGACAACAUUGACAGUAAAAUCACACACACAACACACAUAUGCAUACACACACACACACUAAACAUGUGUAGGUUUUUCCCCAGCUACAUCACUUUGAGUUGUGGUCCUGUAUGGUUCAGUUCGUAGGUUCAUUUCCCGGGGCCACCCAUACGUAAAAUGUAUGCACGCAUGUAGUCCCUGUAGUGUCUGCUAAAUUGUAUAUAUUAUAUUAUAUUAUUCUGCUGACAGCCAACACGUAUAAAUCCUCUUCCAUUAGUGGCUGAUGGAGAAUUUGGACGGAAAAUACUGAAAAGUCAAAAUCUCAUUGACUCCUGCCAGAGCUUGUGGUGCAACCUAAAUAAGAAAUUCAUUUCAAACACUAUGCUGUUGAUACUUGAAUUAGAGAGAAGAGUUCUGUGUCAUAUUUUCUGUUUGAUUCGAGAGGGUGAACAGUGCAAUAGAUUGGCGCUACAGGUCUUUGCAUUGGUGUGUGUGUGAGGGAUUAUAUUUUGGCCUCUGUGUUGAAGUUAAUGUUUCACUCUGUAAUGUCAGAAAGGUAAUAUAGUGACUCAGCAGCUGGCUCAGCUGUUUCCCUCAACCUCACAUUUAUCACAGUGAAGCACCUGAUCCUCUAACUGUCAACACAUGGAUUAUAUAAAUCUACACACAAUACUUAUAAUAUACAAAUCUACAGUGUGUGCUAUGAUGUGGCUGACUCAAACUUUACAUGCACAUUCACACUCAAAACGAAAAUGUAUAUUAUGCAAGCAGCCAAAGCUGCUCUCUCAAAAUCACUUCCAGCCACUAUUCUAAAUAAAUAAACACAUACUUAUGAUCCCAGUCUCGUACUGUACAAGUACACAAAUGCAUUGGAUAAAUCAAGCUCCCUCUCUUCCCCCCCUGUGCAGCGCGCAAGUCGUUUGUGUUUGAGCUGAACGAGUCUGCGUCAAGCCGUCUGCUGAAGCUGGAGAAAGAGAACCAGGGUCUGCAGAGCACUAUCCAGGAGCUCAGAGAGGCUUCCCUAAGUCUGCAGGAGGGCCGGCUACAUACCCUGGAGCUGGAGAGUGACAACCAGGGCCUCCGCAAGAAGGUACUGUACAGACACGCACACACACUGAUUGCACACAUACACACAGAUAAUGUAGACAGACGUGCUCACACACACACACACAGACAGACUUGCAUACAUGCACGAUCACCCACUCUGAUGCACGUACGCACAGGGUUGGACACACACACUUUGAAUACAGAAAGGAAGCAUGCAGAAGGUACUGUAUGCUGGUCCCACAUACUUUAUAGAUUGACAGUCUGUGUGUUGUGGGAUACAAUAUGCUGGUCCCACAUGCCCUAUAUAGUUAGUCUGCAGUAUGCAUUGCAGUAUGUUUUGUGAUGCAGUUAAAUUAAAGCAUGCUGGUGGGAGCAGAGCACCGUAUACCAAAUGCAAUCUUUCUUUCUCUAGUAUUCGGCAUUGGCCCAGCACCGGUGUGGAUGUUUUUAAUGUACUGUGCAUUAGGAAAGUAUUCAGACCCCUUGACUUUUUCCACAUUUUGUUACGUUACAGCCUUAUUCUAAAAUUGAUUAAUUUGUUUUUUCCCCUCAUAAUUCGUUUUUUACCCACACAAUACCCCAUAAUGACAAAGUGAAAAAAGGUUUUUAGAAAUGUUUGCAAAUAUAUUAAAAAUAAAAAACUGAUAUUACAUUUACAUAAGUAUUCAGACCCUUUACUCUGUACUUUGUUGAAGCACCUUUGGCAGCGAUUACAGCCUCGAGUCGUCUUGGGUAUGACGCUACAAGCUUGGCACACCUGUAUUUGGGGAGUUUCUCCCAUUCUUCUCUGAAGAUCCUCUCAAGCUCUGUCAAGGUUUCUUCAGAGAUGUUCAAGUCCGGGCUCUGGCUGGGCCACUCAAGGACAUUCAGAGUCCCGAAGCCACUCUUGCGUUGUCUUGGCUGUGUGCUUAGGGUUGUUGUCCUGUUGGAAGGUGAACCUUCGCCCCAGUCUGAGGUCCUGAGCGCACUGGAGCAGGUUUUCAUCAAGGAUCUCUCUGUACUUUGGUCCGUUCAUCUUUCCCUCGAUCCUGACUAGUCUCCCAGUCCCUGCCGCUGAAAAACAUCCCCACAGCAUGAUGCUGCCACCACCAUGCUUAACCAUAGGGAUGGUGCCAUGUUUCCUCCAGACGUGUGACGCUUGGCAUUCAGGCCAAAGAGUUCAAUCUUGGUUUCAUCAGACCGGAGAAUCUUGUUUCUCAUGGUCUGAGUCCUUUAGGUGCCUUUUGGCAAACUCCAAGUGGGCUGUUGUGUGCCUUUUACUACUGUAAAGGCCUGAUUGGUGGAGUGCUACAGAGAUGGUUUUCCUUCUGGAAGGUUCUCACAUCUCCACAGAGGAACUCUGGAGCUCUGUCAGUGACCAUCAGGUUCUUGGUCACCUCCCUGACCAAGGCCCUUCUCCCCCGAUUGCUCAGUUUGGCCGGGUGGCCAGCUCUAGGAAGAGUCUUGGUGGUUCCAAACUUAUUUCAGUUAAGAAUGAUGGAGGCCACUGUGUUCUUGGGGACCUUCAAUGCUGUGUAAUUUUUUUGGUACACUUCCCCAGAUCUGUGCCUCGACACAAUCCUGUCUCGGAGCACUACGGACAAUUCCUUCGACCUCUUGGCUUGGUUUUUGCUCUGACAUGCACUGUCAACUGUGGGACCUUUACAGUUGAAGUCGGAAGUUUACAUACACUUAGGUUGGAGUCAUUAAAACUUGUUUUUCAACCACUCCACAAAUUUCUUGUUAACAAACUAUAGUUUUGGCAAGUCAGUUAGUUCAUCUACUUUGUGCAUGACAUAAGUAAUUUUUUAACACUUGUUUACAGAACGAUUAAUUCACUGUAUCACAAUUCCAGUGGGUCAGAAGUUUACAUACACUAAGUUGACUGUGACUUUAAACAGCUUGGAAAAUUCCAGAAAAUGAUGUCAUGGCUUUAGAAGCUUCUGAUACGCUAAUUGACAUCAUUUGAGUCAAUUGGAGGUGUACCUGUGGAUGUAUUUCAAGGCCUACCUUCAAACUCAGUCCCUCUUUGCUUGACAUCAUGGGAAAAUCAAAAGAAAUCAGCCAAGACCUCAGAAAAAAAAUUGUAGACCUCCACACGUCUGGUUCAUCCUUGGGAGCAAUUUCCAAGCGCCUGAAGGUACCACGUUCAUCUGUACAAACAAUAGUACGCAAGUAUAAACACCAUGGGACCACGCAGCCGUCAUACCGCUCAGGAAGGAGACGCGUUCUGUCUCCUAGAGAUGAACGUACUUUGGUGCGAAAAGUGCAAAUCAAUCCCAGAACAACAGCAAAGGACCUUGUGAAGAUGCUGGUCGAAACAGGUACAAAAGUAUCUAUAUCCACAGUAAAACAAGUCCUAUAUCGACAUAACCUGAAAGGCCGCUCAGCAAGGAAGAAGCCACUGCUCCAAAACCGCCAUCAAAAAGCCAGACAAAUAUCAUUAUUUUUGGAGAAAUGUCCUCUGGUCUGAUGAAACAAAAAUAGAACUGUUUGGCCAUAAUGACCAUCGUUAUGUUUGGAGGAAAAACGUGGCAGCUUGCAAGCCGAAGAACACCAUCCCAACCGUGAAGCACGGGGGUGGUAGCAUCAUGCUAUGGGGGUGCUUUGCUGCAGGAGGGACUGGUGCACUUCACAAAAUAGAUGGCAUCAUGAGGAAGGAAAAUUAUGUGUAUAUAUUGAAGCAACAUCUCAAGACAUCAGUCAGGAUGUUAAAGCUUGGUCGCAAAUGGGUCUUCCAAAUGGACAAUGACCCCAAGCAUACUUCCAAAGUUGUGGCAAAAUGGCUUAAGUACCACAAAGUCAAGGUAUUGGAGUGGCCAUCACAAAGCCCUGACCUCAAUCCUAUAGAACAUUUGUGGGCAGAACUGAAAAAGCAUGUGCGAGCAAGGAGGCCUACAAACCUGACUCAGUUACACCAGCUCUGUCAGGAGGAAUGGGCCAAAAUUCACCCAACUUAUUGUGGGAAGCUUGUGGAAGUUUGACCCAAGUUAAACAAUUGAAAGGCAAUGCUACCAAAUACUAAUUGAGUGUAUGUGAACUUCGUACCCACUGGGAAUGUGAUGAAAGAAGUAAAAGCUGAAAUAAAUCAUUCUCUCUACUAUUAUUCUAACAUUUCACUUUCUUAAAAUAAAGUGGUGAUCCUAACUGACCUAAGACAGGGAAUUUCUACUAGGAUUAAAUGUCAGGAAUUGUGAAAAACGGAGUUUAAAUGUAUUUGGUUAAGGUGUAUGUAAACUUCCGACUUCAACUGUAUAUAGACAGGUGUGUGCCUUUCCAAAUCAUGUCCAAUCAAUUGAAUUUACCACAGGUGGACUCCAAUCAUGUUGUGGAAACAUCUCAAGGAUGAUCAAUGGAAACAGGAUGCACCUGAGCUCAAUUUCGAGUCUCAUAGCAAAGGGUCUGAAUACUUAUGUAAAUAAAAUCGAAAUCUGUUUUCGCUUUGUCAUUAUGGGGUAUUGUGUGUAGAUUGAUGAGGAUUUUUAUUUAAUCCAUUUUAGAAUAUGGCUAUAACGUAACAAAGUGAAAAAAAAGUCAAGGGGUCUGAAUACUUUACUUUACGAUCUCUCACACAUACUUCUGACAUAUGCUUUCAUAUUUAUGACCUCUUUGCUGUGGAUUGAUGAAUUUCAUCAAUUUUGUGUUUGUGCUUUCUAUCAUGAUUGUCAUCCAUUUUGUGUCUGCUUGUUUCCUACGUUUCUUCCCUAGCUGGAGCGUCUGCAGACCCUGCUGGACCAGGAGAAGCAGACCACCCAGGACAUGGAGGGUCUUGGGGAAGAUCUGCUCAAAGACAAGCAGAAACUGGAUAAGGCUCUGGAGACACUGCAGGCAGACAAGGACAGACAGGUACACACUGUACUUCUAACCUUACACAUGCGAAAUGCACCACUGAUUGUGUGUGUGUGUGUCACCCUGUCAUCGGUGGUCCCUCUUAUGUCACUGUUAUCCCACCUGACUGUCUUUAUGCGUGUUCCCCAGAUCUCCGAGCUGGAGCAGGAGAAGGAGCACCUGAGCCAGGCGGUGAGCUCCCUGCGUCAGCGCACCCAGGCCGACAGUGAGGCUCGGGUUAGGGAGGUGGAGACUGAGAACCGCGUCCUCCACCAGACCAUCACCGACACCGGGUCCAAGCUGGCCCGGCUAGAGGCCCAGGGCAAGCAGUCCAUUAAGGAGCUGGAGACACUGAGGGAGAGGGGGGAGCGCUGUGAGGAGCUGGAGAGGGAGACUGCACAUCUUGGAGAGGAGUAAAGAGCAGCUUCAGAGGGAGGUGAGGGAAGUCAUUCUUGCACUCGCACUUGUUUUGCCAUAUUUGUAGCUAUUUUUGAAUAAUGUUUUACUUGCAGUGAUUGUGGGUUGCAAUCAGUGAAUUCAACUUAGGUAAAACAACCACAUAUCACAAUCAUUGCAACAUGACUAAACUGUAAAUGUAAACAUAGGUGGCGUCUCUGAAGAUCACGUGUGACCGGGCCGAGGCCCUGGAGAGAGACAAUGCCAGCCUGGAGCAGGACAACCGGAGGCUGAAGAAGCAGGUGGACACGGCCCAGAACAUCAGCCUGCGCCUGGCCACUCUGGAGAAGGACCACAGCCUCCUGGACCAGGAGAACCUGGAGCUCCGCCGCACCGUGGAAUCUCUCCGGCCGGCCGCCGUACGCCUGGCCCAGCUCCAGCAGGAGAAUGGGGAGCUAGAGAGGGAGAGGGAGGAGCUGGCUCGGUCCGUGGAGGAGCUGAGGUCCCAGGGGAAGAGGGCGGAGAGGCUGGAGCUGAGCGUCAGCAGCCUGGGUCUGGAGAACCAGAGGCUCCAGCAGAGCCUGGACAACAGCUCCACCAAGAUCCAGGGGCUGGAGAGGGAGCUGAGGCAGACAGAGGCCGAGACAGGGGGGCUAAGAAGGGAGCUGGAGGAGGUGUGCCUGGCGGGGAAAUGCCUGGAGGCAGUGGAGAAGGAGAAGAGGGGGCUGGAGCAAGAGCUGGGCCAGUCAGAGAAGGUAUGUCUGUGUGUUAUGUGUAAACUGUAGUUGUUGUCUUACGUACUCCUGAAUUAAAUUAAAUUAAAUUAAAUUGCAGGAGAGGAAGCAGCUGGAGAAGGAGGCACGGAGGCUGUGGCUGCAGCUGGAGGUGAAAGAAGGGGUGCUGGAGGAGAGUGCUCUGAGGCUGGCCUCCCUGGAGAAGGAGGGCAUCACCAAGGAGAAGGAGCUGGAGAGGUUAAAGGAGGCGACUGGGAAGGUCAAAGAGCUGGAGAGGGAGAGCAAGGAGCUGCAGAAACAGGCAACCAUUGACAAGAGGACCCUGGCCACACUCCGAGAGGUAUGUAUGGGGAAGGUCUGAGGAUAAUAUAGGCUACAGUAGAUUGUAGAGAAAUACAUGUACUAUGCAGUAUAAAAUAUAAAACGCAACAUGUAAAGUGUUGGUUUCAUGAGUUUAAAUAAUAGAUCCCAGAAAUGGUCCAUACGCACAAAAAGCUUAUUUCUCUCAAAUGUUGUAGACAAAUUUGUUUACAUCCCUGUUAGGAAGCAUUUCUCCUUUGUCAAGAUAAUCCAUCCACCUGACAGGUGUGGCAAAUCAAGAAGCUGAUUAAACAGCAUAAUCAUUAGAGGUACACCUUGUACUCGAGACAAUAAAAGACCACUCUAAAAUGUGCAGUUUUGUCACACAACACAAUGCCACAGAUGUCUGAAGUUUUGAGGGAGCAGGCAAUUGGCAUGCUGACUGCAAGAAUGUCCACCAAAGGUGUUGGCAGAUAAUUGAAUGUGCAUAAGCCGCCUCCAACGUCGUUUUAGAAAAUGUGGCAGUCCGUCCAACCGGCCUCACAAAUGCAGACCACGUGUAACCUCCCCAGCCCCACAUUGUAAUGGAAAUUUGAAUGCACAGAGAUACCGUGACGAGAUCCUGAGGCCCAUUGUCGUGCCAUUCAUCCACCGCCAUCACCUCAUGUUUCAGCAUGAUAAUGCAUGGUCCCAUGUCGCAAGGAUCUGUACACAAUUCCUGGAAGCUCUAAAUGUCCCAGUUCUUCCAUGGCCUGCAUACUCACCAGACAUGUCACCCAUUGAGCAUGUUUGGAAUGCUCUGGAUCGACGUGUACGACAGCGUGUUCCAAUUACCGCCCAUAUCCAGCAACUUUCACAGCGAUUUGAAGAGGAGUGGGACAACAUUCCACAGGCCACAAUCAACAGCCUGAUCAACUCUAUGCGAAGGAGAUGCCGUGCUGCAUCAGGCAAAUGGUGGUCACUGACUGGUUUUCUGAUCCUUCCUUUUUUUGUAAGGGAUCUGUGACCAACAGAUGCAUAUCUGUAUUCCCAGCCAUGUGAAAUCCAGAGAUUAGGGCCUAAUGAAUUCAUUUCAAUUGACUGAUUUCCUUAUAUGAACUGUAACUCAGUAUAAUCUCGUUGCAUGUUGCAUUUAUAUUUUUGUUCAGUCUAGAUGUACCAUACAGUACAUGGAGUUCAAGUAGAAAAAUAAAUGCAGGGUGCCGAUGAUUGGAUAAAGAUUAGUUUGAUAUAAAUUGUGGAUCAUACCAUGAGAGAUUAGUAUUCUGUGCAUACUCUGCUUAUGUCAAUGGGCCUCUAAAAGUGCAGUAAGGGUUACAGUAGCCUGUCCGUAUAGUGGAUGUACAGCGUGUUUCAAGUACGUAUCUAGAUCUGCAUUUCUGCUACAACUGCCUCUCUAAAACUGUUUGGAAGACAGGUCAGUAGAGUCAGGGUUAUAUUGUGUGUAUUCUGUCCUGUCCAGGACCUGGUGAAUGAGAAGCUAAAGGUGCAGCAGCAAUGGAACGAGUUGGAGACACUGAGCCACGAGCUGGAGAAGAUCGGCCUGAACAGAGAGAAACUACUGCAGGAGGAGCACAGCUGUGAAGACAAGUAAGAGGCUUUACACUGUCUACCAGCAUGCAUCACACUAACUACAUCUACACUGUACCACCAUGCCAUCACACUAACUACAUCUACACUGUACCACCAUGCCAUCACACUAACUACAUCUACACUGUACCACCAUGCCAUCACACUAACUACAUCUACACUGUACCACCAUGCCAUCACACUAACUACAUCUACACUGUACCACCAUGCCAUCACACUAACUACAUCUACACUGUACCACCAUGCCAUCACACUAACUACAUCUACACUGUACCACCAUGCCAUCACACUAACUACAUCUACACUGUACCACCAUGCCAUCACACUAACUACAUCUACACUGUACCACCAUGCCAUCACACUACUAGUGUCUCAGACCCAUAACCACGAGUAGGCCUCAAUACCCUACCCUCAUAAUACUGCAGGCAUUUUUUUGCAUUUUGUAACAGGUAUUUUGUAUUUAUAGCAUUUGUCUGUGUGCUUGUGAGAAUGUGUGCCCAAUGUCCACUUUGGAUGAGGAACAGGGGGCAUAUUGGUUUUGAGUUGUAAAGCUCAAAGUAAAGGGGCUUUUCUUGUUAAGCCAGAGUUAUUUGCUUUAAUGGAUUCUGCCCAAGCUCCUUACCGACCUCCUGUGCCAGGUAUAGUGGGUGAGUCCUGGUUUCUGUUCAAACCGGUGUUUCAUUUCUUUCUCUCCAGCUUUAUUUCGCCAUCUUUUAUUUAGGCUCUAUUUUUAUUGUGGUGCAGUGGUGGCAUAAACACGUGUUUGACUCAAAAGUGUGUGUGUGAGCGAUCUCCAGCAGCACGUUUGCAGUGUUCUAUUACAACCAUUUUCAUAAGACUAUGGGGAAAUUACAGGGGAAAGAUUGUUUCCUUUCCUCUGUGUCUUGCAGCAGUUUAAUUUUCUCUGGAAUUUUCCCUGGAGAGCAGAGGCGUUCUAGAAUCUAGUCAUGCUGGGUGAGGUAACAUACAGUGACAGGGAGCACCAUACCUGGGUUCAAAUAGUAUUAGUUUUCUUUCAAAUAUUUUGAGCGUUUGAUUGAGCCUGCCUGGGGUGCCAUAUGGGUGAGGUUGUACACUUUUGGGACUAUUCCAUUGGUUCAAUUGUAUCAGACAAGUUAAAUCAAGCGCAGCUAAAGUAUUUGAAUGAAAAAAACUAAUACUAUUUGAACCCCAGGUCUGGUGAGGCAAACAGCAGGACAACACUGUGGGAAUAGCUGAACUGUACACUCCUUUGAACUCCAGCCUUUCUGAAGGGAAAAUCUAUGAAAUAAGACUCUUUGAAAGACUUGUAUUGCCCCAAAGGAGGGCCUCUUCUUGAGGGUUUUUCUUCAGUCUCUGAUGAUGUUUUAAGAGGCACCUCUCAAGGUAAGAGCUAGAGACCCAGGUGGGUGUCACCCAGGGGGAUUGGAUUAAAAAGCAAAGACAUUCCUUCUCCAGCUGUUAGUGCUCAAUGAAACCCAAGCUGCCACUAAUCAGUUAACGUCAAAGAAAUUCACCACCCUGAGUUACAUUUCUACAGCACUUAGUAAUCUCAUGUGCACUGCACACUCAUGAUGAUAUUGGGUUCCACCUCUUGUGGCAAGGGUUUUUCAGUCCAAAGCUAACAGUGACUCCUCCUUAGUACAGAUUAAAGUAAUAGGGUUGUAAAACUUUUCAAAAUGACCUCCGCAUGCAAACCUCUGUCUCAAACGCGAUAUCCCAUAGUAUUACUCUAGUCUUUCCUAAGUGAAGGCUUGAUAACUGCCACACAUGCAGUCUCUCACUCUUGGUAUUAGAAGAAAUAAGGUACAAUAAAUGGUACAUUCAGCCUCAAAAACAUAAGAAAAUGCACAUCGUUCUGCAGGAAUUUCUAUUAUGUUUGAUCAUCAUGGGACUUAAAUAAAAGCCCCACGUUGCUGAUUAAUUUGAAUCACAAUGAAUUCAUUUGUGUCUGGGACUUUCUAUUGGCCUUGAUAUAACAUUUAGACAUACUGUUUGCCUGUCUCUUUGCCCCCUCAGUAAGUUCAAGAUCUUGGAGAGUAGGAUUGAGUCAACGCUGAAGAAGACUCUGGAGAUCCGUGAGGAGAAGAUUCAGGGGCUGGAAUCUCGACUGGAGGAGUCUAGUAGUCUCAACCAGCAGCUACGCACAGAACUCAGCACCGUAUGUACCUAUACGCCUCUGUUAUUCACUCACACACACGUGUACAUACUCAAACAUAUUUGGAGCACACACAUCGUCUACUAAUCAUACUCUUGCACAUACUCAUAGUCUUUCUCACACUUUCACUUUCACUCUUACUUCUACUCUCUUUUAUGUCACUUUUUCACUUACAAUCUUUUUGCUCACACUGUUGUCCUCUGUGUUGUGGUGAUCAGGUGAAGAAAACUCUGGAGGCUCUGAGACAGAGGCAGGAGGAGGAGGAGGCCCACUCCCAGACCCAGAGCUCCACACAGCAGGCUGCAGGUCAGGGCCAGAGCCAGGGCAGGCCUGGUCAGGAGAAGUGGGAGACAGAGACGAGAGAGGCCACCGCGGAUCUCCUCAAACUCAAGGACCGCCUCAUCGACAUAGAGAAGAACGUGAGUGGGAAUGGAAAUGGAUGAUAAAGGAAGGGAUAGAAUUAAAAGGGUGGAAUGUUUAGUUGACCAUCUGCCAAGGACUUCUUCCUGUAGAUCCCUCAACCCAUACAGUAAAUGCUGUGAAUGCUUAGAACAUGAGUAGCAAAACAGCUACUAUUGUAACUGUCAAAACAUACUGGCAUAUGCAAGCAUCUGGCAAACUGUUAUACAAAUGGUAUAUUGUCCAUGUUUAAUCUUACCUAGAUGCCUUUCCCUUCAGAAUGCAACCCUGCAGACAGAGAAGCACCUUCUGAAGGAGCAGCUUAGACAGCUGGACACCCAGAACAGUCAGCUGAAUGCCCAGACUAUGGCCGUACAGAGGCAGGCUGCUGUACUGCAAGAGCAAAACACGGCCCUGCACACACAGACAGCCAAGCUACAGGUACUACAAUACAUACUACAGGGGCUCUGCUCCAACAUGUUCUCACAGCUACUGUGCUUCUCUCUCUGAACUUGUAAACAACUCUGGCUGUUUUUGUUUCUCACCCCUCACAUUUAUACAUUUGCGUGCAGGUCAGGUAGGCUAUGCCAACUUCUAUGCGUAAUCAAGUGUGCAUCAGUACUCAACAUUGAUAGGAGCGCUUCAAACAAAAGAAAAAAUACAUUGACAAAACUCGUAAAUGGAGAGGGCCUCACGAGUGGCGCAGUGGUCUAAGGCACUGCAUCACAGUGGUAGAGGCGUCACUACAGACCCAGGUUCGAUCCCGGGCUGUAUCACAACCGGCCGUGAUCGGGAGUCCCAUAGGGCGGUGCACAAUUGGCCUAGCGUCGUCCGGGUUAGGGGAGGGUUUGGCCGGGGGGCUUUACUUGGCUCAUCGCGCUCUCCUUGUGGCGGGCCGGGCGCCUGCAGGCUGACCUCGGUUGUCAGGUGAACGGUGUUACCUCCGACACAUUUGUGCGGCUGACUUCCGGGUUAAGCAGGCGGGUGUUAAGAAGCGUGGUUUGGCGGGUCAUGUUUCGAAGGACGCAUGACUUGACCUUCGCCUCCCGAGCCCGUUGGGGAGUUACAGCGAUGAGACGAUCGAAAUUGGGGAGAAAAAGGGGGUAAAAAUAUCAAAUAAAAAAAUAGUGAAUGAAAUGAACCAAAACUUGUUCCUCACAAGCCUAGCAUAGGUUUUUAGCCUCGCAAACAACGUGUCCACGCCAUACUGACAAUGAGAACGCUAAACAACUGUAAUAAUAACAUAUUGAAUGCAUUAACAGAAUUUACCGUAACCAAACAAACAUUGUACAUUUAGAAAAGAUGGGGAUUAAUGGUAAAUGUACUACUGGUGAGAUAUGUAAUGGGGAAUUGAUCAAAGGGCAAAGAAUUAACACAAUGAAGUUAUGAAACAAUGAAUGCGCACGGAUUGGCGGGAGAGAGCGUGUUCUGGAGAGAGAGACAUGCCUUGUGCAUCUUAGCAACACUCCCCUUCUUCUUGGACUGUCCACUGAGACAGGCGCUAUUCAGACAGGUGUCUCGUGUGUAGGGCUGACCCCAUUUAGUCGACUGGUCGAUUGUUUGGUCGAUAGGUUGUUGGUCAACCGACAUUUCUUUAGCAAAUUUUUUUUAAAUAUAUAAUAUCAUGGUUUACAAGACACCCGUCUGAUUCGCGCCUGUCUGAGUGGACUGAUCCAUUGUGGAGGCUGUGGGGGUGGCACCGUCCAUCACUCUAAGACGUGCUACUGAAAUUGUAUAUGGUUAUAUUACAUAAGAAUAAUGGUGCAACACUAAUAAAAACAGUAUAUAUAUUUUUUUCCAACAAAUACACUUUCGCCCUCAAUGGAUAGUGGUCGCUGUCCACGGUUCUGAAACACAUCAGUGUGCUGUUGAAUUGGCGCCUUUUCCUAGACCAUGUUGCUAUGUGCAUAAUAGCAAAGUUAACCAGCAUAUUGGUUUUGAGAACAAUCCUGCGGAGGCAGCAGCAUGUCCAGGAGUUUCACCCCAUUGUAAUGAUCAGUGGUUUCAAGUUUGUAUCCAUACAUUUUUUGACAAGCUGAUCAUAACUAAAAAGAAAAUACUUCUGCCUUUCCCGCUGUGUAAACACAUUGCAAAUAGGCUCGCGAUAACUCCUGACAAAGUUGGGUAGCUGAUGCCUUUUGGAUGUUUUUUUUUUGGUGCAGUUCCGGACCGGCCUUGAUUUCCACAUCCACGGACAUUGGUUUUUGGUCCAAUCAUAGACCUCAUCGUCCGGUCCGGAUCAAAUCUGAACCAAUCAUAGAUGUUUAUGUUUGUUUCAGAUUUAGUCCUUCUGGACCAGCAUUGAUUUGGUCCAAACCUAGACAUCUAUGAAUGACUUCUUUUCAACUUUCAUUCAGAUCCAAAAAUUAGCCUGAUUUGAACAUCUGUAAAAAAAAAUAUAUAUAUAUAUAUUUUCAACAUCUUUAAAAUACGUCUUUUCAACAUCAGGAAAAUAAAUAUUUUCAACUUUCAUUAAGAACCGAAAAUCAACCUGAUUUCAUCGCUGUGAAAAUAUAUAUUUUUCAACGUCCAGAAAAUAUUCCUUUUCAGCGUCCUGGAAAAUAUAUAUUUUAAACAUAUGGAAAAUACCUUUUCACCUUUCAUUCAGAAACUAAAUUGAAACUAACUUCAACGUCUGGAAAAUACUUAUUUUAGUUGUCUUUUCAACGUCAUUUUGCUUACUUGGGACAAUUGUAGUUUUGCGGGGCGGUGGCAUUUUUUGGUCUCACCUAUGGCGGCAGAAAGGCAAAGACCGGCCCUGGCUAUAGGUCAGGCCCUAUUGUGCGCUAUUCGGACGGUAUUACUUUUACUGGGGGAGGUCGGGUAAUGUAAUUAUGUGCACGAGCACAAAACACCACAUCUGUAAUUUCAGUCCCGUCCGAAUCUGCCAUGUCAGUCAUUUUUACAUGGCAGGAGAGUAACAAUUCCAGCCAGAAUAACCUUCCGGUUUUUGGGGAACUCCAAGGUCCUCUGAUAAUACUAGUCCCGUGCGAAUCGACAUCCCUGUGUUUUGAGAUAAAUGUCUGAGUUUGACAGGUGUUGCUUGCGGUUUGCGCAAGAAAACAAUGACUGAUUGGAUGUGCUGUGGCUAAGCUAUAUAUGAAUGGCCUACAUGUAGCCUGUCAACUUUCACAGUGAAUGCUUUCGUUUAUAUGUUUUGUGCGUAUGAAUUGAAUAUUGCCAAAUGCAUCAGUAACAAAUAUUGAGACUAUUUAAUGCAACCCUUGCUAUUAAUAGAUUGCAAAGCAGCAGCAUACAACUGACCUAAACGUUUGGAAAUGAUAAGUUAACGUUCUCAUCCAUAGCCUUAAAAUGCAUCUCAUGUGCAAUUGCACUGUUUAGCUCACAAUCUGAAGGCUGGGGGGCAUUUAGGACGUACAGCAGAUCGCUAAAAUAUCCUAAUGAUUAUGAUCACACUUCCUCAAUUCAAAUAUUAUGGUGACACUAUAGGAAAGUGGUUUGGUAUGGUUUAGAAACUUGGGAACCAAGCUGGAGUUAUCAGUGUGGCCCCAUCACCUGGAAAUGUUGAAAUACUGUUUCUUCAUGCCUAGAAUAAAAACCUCCAGGGGGCAGUUCGGAAAAAGUUAAUCCCGUCCGAAUCAUCCUCUGGAAUAACGGAAAUUCUGGAGUAAUAAUUACAUAACCAACAUUCUCUAGUAAUACUUGAUGUUCUGUGGUGGUUGCUGCAGCAGGUAGGAGAGUGAGAGAACGGGUGCUAGUUAUACAGUCACUCGCUGUCAAUCAAAUCAAUUGCUGGUCAGACUCCCUCUAGUCAUUUGUGUGUCCUAAUUAUUUAAUCAAAUCUCAGUGAAUAUAGUUGAUUUGAUUAAAACACAUAGGAUGUGUCAAUAUAUGGAAGAAUACAAGUUUAAAAAUGUCUCCCAAUUGAUUGGUUGAAAGAUCAGACGAUGCUUGGUCAACCAAGAUUAUUUUUUUGUCAGUGGCAGCCCUGCUCGUGUGCCAUGGAAAAAAUAUAUAUAUUUGUGACCGCUCAACCCAAAAAAUAUCUGGCGACCAACAGCCUAUCGACCAAACAAUCGACCAGUCGACUAAAUGUGGUCAGCCCUAAUUCCUAGUUAGAGUAGCUGUGUCAGUUGUUGCCAGUAUAGAUGUUGUAAAAUGACAACUUUGUCUCCCCCCUUUAGGUGGAGAACUCCACCCUCAACUCCCAGAGUGCAUCUCUCAUGGCACAGAAUGCUGUGCUGCAGGGCCAGGUGGGGGCACUGGAGAGUGAGUCAGAGGCGUGGCAGCGGCAGCGGGAGGAGGCGCGGGUGGGCAGGGAGAGCGUGCUGCUGGAUCACGAGCGCCUGCUGAGUGUGCAUGAGAGACAGGCAGCGGAGUACGAGCAGCUCAUCGCCCAACACGCCACCCUGAAGGGCAACCAGAGAGCUCUGGAGCAAGAGCACCGCACACUGGAGAACAAGUGGGUCACACACAUGGAACGCACACAGGGGUUACACAAACCACCGGGCACACACACACCAAGUGGUCAUACCCUAAGGCAGGGCUAUUCAACUAUAUUUUUACGGGGGCCAUAUGUAAAAAAAUUGAUUAAUUGCAGGGGGGCCGGACAUUUUCCACAUGCAAUUAUUCUUCAGAGCUGUAUAAAAAACAACCAAGUUAAAAAGAGAAGAGGCCAAAACUAGCGGCUUAGAAUUUCUUUAGAAGUCUAGACAAGAUAAUAAAGUGACUAAACGCAUAAGCAAGCGGGGAUACACAGACGCCUAGACUGCUAAAAACAACAUGGGAGCUUUGAUAGCAAGUAAAAUGACUAUCUAAUAGAGAGAGAAAAAUGCCCCCACCAAUAAAUCACUUUUCUUAAAAUUAAAUGUUGCUUAAAGUAAUUAGGAAAGAAGUGGAGGGUGCUCAACUUGCGUGAGUCAAGGUGCAACUGAAAAUUUGUAUCAUCGUUGAAAAGUCGCUGCUCACCAUUUUUAUUUUAUUUAAAUAACUAUUAAAAGUUAUUUCUAUGUGAAUUUGGUCGGGUCGCCCAGAAAGUUACAUAUUGCAGAUUUAAAAGUAAUUAGGUCAUUUUAAAAUCAUCUGAAAACUAAGCAUCUUAAUAAAUAACAAAAAUCAGCUAAUGCCAAAUUCCAGUCUGAAGGAAGUAUGCUUUGAAUUCAUUUCCCUCAGUCAUUAGGUGUGUUUUUUGUCACACACAACGAGUCCUUGUGAGUAUCAGAGAGGGAAACAGGAGGCAUGUACUUGUUCCUUAGAGUCUUAGCUUUCAGAAAUGGGGUCAUAACAUUUUGUGGCUAAAACUGUUCAAACGCUAGAGCCAAAUUCAUAUGAAGAAAAAAGAACCAACAUGCUGCUAGAAAUCACACUAUAGACAACCACCAUAGUGCUUGUCAUUUUGGCGGGGAUGUUUUUGCAGAUCUUUUAUUAAUGUUCAGAAUUUAUCCAAGGGCCAGUCUAAAUUAAUAAACAGGCGGGAUAAAUAAAGGGGUCAUAUUCUCCAAAGAGGUCAACUACGAUGGUUACACAUACGUGUCAUAAACCACAGCUUCACACCUCACACACACACACACCAAGUGAUUGCACACACACACCAAGUGAUUGCACACACAGAGGAGUCCGCAAUGGGUCAUACACACCAAGGGGUCAACUACCAUGGUCACACAUACACUCACCAAGAGGUCACACUGAGAAGGUGUAAUUGAAAAAGGUCAGAUUAGUUUUUUGAAAUUAUUAUUAUUACAGAGUGGUCAUAUUACACUCGUUCAUGUCCAUGUCAUGUGUAUUGACCUUGGUGUGUCUGCGUAAAAUAUCAAGUUGUUACAUGUCAUCGAGAGAACUGUGUUAAUAUAUUUCCUUGAAGUUAAUUUUCCAAUAACAGAGUUCCUCUUUUGAAAAGCCACAUAUAAACAGCCGUAUGUUAGUGAAAGUAUGUCCUUCCAGACUGGCUUGGCUCUGGGACAUUGAGAGACCGACCUAAGGAAGUGACCUAGGGGAUGUGUUGUGUGCCCUUCCUACCUCUCCCCUUCUCUCUCCUGACUGCUCCAUGGCACCGGGCUGGAACAGUACAGUAGUAACAGGCUGGGUCUGAUUUCACUCAGACACCCUGGCUGGAGCUGGAGCUGGGAGAGACUGCUGACACAGCAACGGUCGGGUUGGGUGGAGACAGGUAGCCUAUCAUUAGGGCUAGGGAGGGACAGGGCAACUGUAGUUAACAUCAGAACUGUGACUGUUCAAUAACUCUGGGAGACUAGUUUCAUUCCGUUGGUAUUCAGAUAGGGGUUUUGGAUGUCAGUGGAGUUCUUCUAGUCUACUGCCUUUAUUGUUUUGCAGUGGAACCUUAUAACCUGUACUGCUCCAGGCCAGGUCACUCCUUAAGGGAGGGUCGGAUUGCGACACGGGUCACAAGUACAUUACUCCUUUAACUAUGGAGACUGUGUUCUCUUGUUUGCUGCGGUUAUAUUUAGACUUGGUUAUUUUAUGUACGUAUAUCACAACACAAACACCAUACACUCUUGUAUUCCCACUGUCCCGUACUGGAAAAUGUGUCCUAUUGUGAAGCUUACCAUCACGUCAGUCUAAAGGUAGUGAUGUGAGAGGCACCGUGACGUGCAGCCAGACUGAUCUGGCUAACUAAAAUCUCUCCUUCUCUACUUCUCUCCUUUAUGAAUAAUGGAGCAGGGUCUCUUGGGGCCCGGGUUGAGGCCCAGGGAUUAGAAGAGUCUGCCUGCUGUACCGUCAAGGACCUAAUCAGCUGGAAUAUCAGCUGUUCCAUGUAUGCCUCAAAGGACUGGGUUGUGUUCAUUAGGGUACACCUUAGAUUUUUAUUUUGAAAAAUGUUUUUCAACAGAACUAAAACGAGCGGUUUGUCCCUCCCUUUUCCAGUCCUUUUCUUCCAUUUGAAAGAAUCAAUACGACCCUGAUGGGAUUGCUUUGAUCUGUGAUCGUGGCAGCUCUUUGAACACACCACCACAUACCAUGGGCGUUCAAUACUUUUCCAACCAACUCUUGUCGGACCCAGUAUCGAUAUUCUUCUUUCGGUGGUAAUAGGAAUCUAUAUGGGAUGGGAUUGCCAUGGCCUAUUUUAGAUGUAACACAAUACAAAACCUGGGGACAGUUAACUAGGCACCAUACAGUGCCUUGCAAAAGUAUUCAGACCCCUUGGAUUUUUUCAAAUAUUAUUGUGUUACAAAGUGGGAUUAAAAUAGAUUUAAUUGUCAUUUUUUGUCAACAAUGUACACAAUACUCUGUCGAAGUAAAUAUAUAUAUGUGUGUGUGUAUAUAGAUGUGUGUGUGUGUGUGUGUGUGUGUAUAUAUAUAUAUAUAUAUAUAUAUAUAUAUAUAUAUAUAUAUAUAUAUAUAUAUAUAUAUAUAUAUAUAUAUAUAUUAUUACAGUGGGGGAAAAAAGUAUUUAGUCAGCCACCAAUUGUGCAAGUUCUCCCACUAAAAAAGAUGAGCGAGGCCUGUCAUUUUCAUCAUAGGUACACGUCAACUAUGACAGACAAAAUGAGGGAAAAAAAUCCAGAAAAUCACAUUGUAGGAUUUUUUAUGAAUUUAUUUGCAAAUUAUGGUGGAAAAUAAGUAUUUAGUCAAUAACAAAAGUUUCUCAAUACUUUGUUAUAUACCCUUUGUUGGCAAUGACACAGGUCAAACGUUUUCUGUAAGUCUUCACAAGGUUUUCACACACUGUUGCUGGUAUUUUGGCCCAUUCCUCCAUGCAGAUCUCCUCUAGAGCAGUGAUGUUUUGGGGCUGUCGCUGGGCAACACGGACUUUCAACUCCCUCCAAAGAUUUUCUAUGGGGUUGAGAUCUGGAGACUGGCUAGGUCACUCCAGGACCUUGAAAUGCUUCUUAGGAAGCCACUCCUUCGUUGCCCGGGCGGUGUGUUUGGGAUCAUUGUCAUGCUGAAAGACCCAGCCACGUUUCAUCUUCAAUGCCCUUGCUGAUGGAAGGAGGUUUUCACUCAAAAUCUCACGAUACAUGGCCCCAUUCAUUCUUUCCUUUACACGGAUCAGUCAUCCUGGUCCCUUUGCAGAAAAACAGUCCCAAAGCAUGAUGUUUCCACCCCCAUGCUUCACAGUAGGUAUGGUGUUCUUUGGAUGCAACUCAGCAUUCUUUGUCCUCCAAACACGACGAGUUGAGUUUUUACCAAAAAGUUAUAUUUUGGUUUCAUCUGACCAUAUGACAUUCUCCCAAUCCUCUUCUGGAUCAUCCAAAUGCACUCUAGCAAACUUCAGACGGGCCUGGACAUGUACUGGCUUAAGCAGGGGGACACGUCUGGCACUGCAGGAUUUGAGUCCCUGGCGGCGUAGUGUGUUACUGAUGGUAGGCUUUGUUACUUUGGUCCCAGCUCUCUGCAGGUCAUUCACUAGGUCCCCCCGUGUGGUUCUGGGAUUUUUGCUCACCGUUCUUGUGAUCAUUUUGACCCCACGGGGUGAGAUCUUGCGUGGAGCCCCAGAUCGAGGGAGAUUAUCAGUGGUCUUGUAUGUCUUCCAUUUCCUAAUAAUUGCUCCCACAGUUGAUUUCUUCAAACCAAGCUGCUUACCUAUUGCAGAUUCAGUCUUCCCAGCCUGGUGCAGGUUUACAAUUUUGUUUCUGGUGUCCUUUGACAGCUCUUUGGUCUUGGCCAUAGUGGAGUUUGGAGUGUGACUGUUUGAGGUUGUGGACAGGUGUCUUUUAUACUGAUAACAAGUUCAAACAGGUGCCAUUAAUACAGGUAACGAGUGGAGGACAGAGGAGCCUCUUAAAGAAGAAGUUACAGGUCUGUGAGAGCCAGAAAUCUUGCUUGUUUGUAGGUGACCAAAUACUUAUUUUCCACCAUAAUUUGCAAAUAAAUUCAUAAAAAAUCCUACAAUGUGAUUUUCUGGAUUUUUUUUCUCAAUUUGUCUGUCAUAGUUGACGUGUACCGGCCUCUCUCUCAUCUUUUUAAGUGGGAAAACUUGCACAAUUGGUGGCUGACUAAAUACUUUUUUCCCCCACUGUGUGUGUAUGUAUGUAUGUAUGUAGGUAGGUAUGUAGGUAGGUAUGUAGGUAGGUAGGUAGGUAGGUACGCACACACAGUGGGGAGAACAAGUAUUUGAUACACUGCCGAUUUUGCAGGUUUUCCUACUUACAAAGCAUGUAGAGGUCUGUAAUUUUUAUCAUAGGUACACUUCAACUGUGAGAGACGGAAUCUAAUACAAAAAUCCAGAAAAUCACAUUGUAUGAUUUUUAAGUAAUUAAUUUGCAUUUUAUUGCAUGACAUAAGUAUUUGAUACAUCAGAAAAGCAGAGAUUAAUAUUUGGUACAGAAACCUUUGUUUGCAAUUACAGAGAUCAUACGUUUCCUGUAGGUCUUGACCAGGUUUGCACACACUGCAGCAGGGAUUUUGGCCCACUCCUCCAUACAGACCUUCUCCUGAUCCUUCAGGUUGCGGGGCUGUCGCUGGGCAAUACGGACUUUCAGCUCCCUCCAAAUAUUUUCUAUUGGGUUCAGGUCUGGAGACUGGCUAGGCCACUCCAGGACCUUGAGAUGCUUCUUACGGAGCCACUCCUUAGUUGCCCUGGCUGUGUGUUUCGGGUCGUUGGCAUGCUGGAAGACCCAGCCACGUUUCAUCUUCAAUGCCCUUGCUGAUGGAAGGAGGUUGUUGGCCAAGAUCUCGCGAUACAUGGCCCCAUCCAUCCUCCCCUCAAUACGGUGCAGUCGUCCUGUCCCCUUUGCAGAAAAGCAUCCCCAAAGAAUGAUGUUUCCACCUCCAUGCUUCACAGUUGGGAUGGUGUUCUUGGGGUUGUACUCAUCCUCCUUCUUCCUCCAAACACGGCGAGUGGAGUUUAGACCAAAAAGCUCUAUUUUUGUCUCAUCAGACCACAUGACCUUCUCCCAUUCCUCCUCUGGAUCAUCCAGAUGGUCAUUGGCAAACUUCAGACGGGCCUGGACAUGCGCUGGCUUGAGCAGGUGGACCUUGCAUGCUCUGCAGGAUUUUAAUCCAUGACGGCGUAGUAUGUUACUAAUGGUUUUCUUUGAGACUGUGGUCCCAGCUCUCUUCAGGUCAUUGACCAGGUCCUGCUGUGUAGUUCUGGGCUGAUCCCUCACCUUCCUCAUGAUCAUUGAUGCCCCCCGAGGUGAGAUCUUGCAUGGAGCCCCAGACCGAGGGUGAUUGACCGUCAUCUUGAACUUCUUCUAUUUUCUAAUAAUUGCGCAGUUGUUGCCUUCUCACCAAGCUACAUGCCUAUUGUCCUGUAGCCCAUCCCAGUCUUGUGCAGGUCUACAAUUGUAUCCCUGAUGUCCUUACACAGCUCUCUGGUCUUGGCCAUUGUGGAGAGGUUGGAGUCUGUUUGAUUGAGUGUGUGGACAGGUGUCUUUUAUACAGGUAACGAGUUCAAACAGGUGCAGUUAAUACAAGUAAUGAGUGGAGAACAGGAGGGCUUCUUAAAGAAAAACGAACAGGUCUGUGAGAGCCGGAAUUCUUACUGGUUGGUAGGUGAUCAAAUACUUAUGUCAUACAAUAAAAUGCAAAUUAAUUACUUAAAAAUCAUACAAUGUGAUUUUAUGGAUUUUUGAUUCCGACUCUCACAGUUGAAGUGUACCUAUGAUAAAAAAUUACAGACCUCUACAUACUUUGUAAGUAGGAAAACCUGCAAAAUCGGCAGUGUAUCAAAUACUUGUUAUCCCCACUGUGUGUGUGUGUGUGUGUGUGUGUAUAUAUUAGUUUUUUUCAUUAAUAAAAUGUUUUAAUAACUAGAAUAUAGUUAUUGCAUAUGUAUUUAGGCAAGCCUAAAUUCGAUCAGAUGUAAAAUCUGGUUUAACAAAUCACGUAAUAAGUUAUAUGGACUCACUCUGUGUGAAAUAAUAGGUGUUGACAUGAUUUUUAAAUGACUUACCCUUCCUCUGUCCCCCAUACAUACAACAUCUUUAGGUACCUCAGUCAAGUAUUGAAUUUCAAGCACAGAUUCAACUACAAAGGGGAGCUUUUUGAAAGCCUCACAAAGAAGGGCAAUGUGAUUGGUAGAUGGGUAACAAUAACAUAUCAAUUAUUGAAUAUCUAUAAGCAUGAUCUAGUUAAUAAUUAUGCUGUGCAUUAUGUAUUAAACCACCCAGACACCUCAAAGAUGCAGUCGUCCUUCUGAACCGAGCUGCAGGACAGGAAUGAAACUUCUCAAGGAUGUUGCCAUUGGUGAUUUUAAAACAGUUACAGAGUUGAAUGACUGUGAUGGGAGAGAACUGAGGAUGGAUCAAUAACAUUAUAGUGACUCCACAAUAAUGACCUAAAUUACAGAGUGAAAAUAACACAAAUAUACACAAAACAAAUAUUACAAAACAUGCAUAUUGUAUGCAACAAGGAACUAAAGUAAUACUGCUAAAAAAAACAUGGCAAAGGAAUAUACUUUUUGGCCUAAAUGCAAAGCCCUGUGUAUGGGGCAAAUCAACACAACACGUCACUGAGUAACUGCUUCUUUGUUUUCAAGCAUGGUGGUGGCUGCAUCAUGGUAUGAGUAUGCUUGACAUCGGCAAAUACUGGGGAGUUUUUCAGGGUAAAAAGGAAAAGGGAUAGGGCUAAGCAGAGGCAAGAUCCUAGAGCAAAACCUGCUUCAGUCUGCUUUACACCAGACACUGGGAGAGGAAUUCACUUUUCAGCAGUACAAUAACCUUGCUUACCAAGAAGACUGUGAAUGUUCCUAAGUGGCCAAGUUACAGUUUUGACUUAAAUUUGCUUGAAAUACUAUGGCAAGACUUGAAAAUUGCUGUCUACCCCAUGAUCCCCAACAUCUUGAAGAAUUUUGAAAAUAAUAAUUGCCAAAUAUUGCACAAUCCAGGUGUGCAAAGCCAUAGAGUCUUACCCAAUAAUACUCACAGCUGUAAUUGCUGCCAAAAGUGUUUCUAACAUAUAUGGACUCAGGGAGCUGAAUACUUAUGCAACGACUAUAUUUUAUUAUUACAUUUUUCUUCCACUUGACAAUAAAGAGUAUUUUGUGUAGAUUGUUGACAAAAAAAAGACACUUAAAUCUAUUUUAAUCCCACUUUGUAACACAAUAAAAUGUGAAGAAAAAUCCAAAGGGUCUGAACACUUUUUCAAGGCACUGUAUAUAUGUUUGUGACCUCUGAGGAAUAUCUGUCUUUAACCCAGUCUCUGUUUCUGUGUCUCUGUCUGUGUGCAGGUACAUAGUGCUCCUGAAGCAGAAAGAUGCCAUGGAGGCACUGGAGUCCACCCUCCAGAAGGAGAGGGGGAUUCUAGGAGAGGAGAUCCACAAAAACGCCCUAAUCCUGGGGGAGAACCAGAGCCUGAGGGGGGAAGUGGACAGGUGAGCUCAGUCAGCACAGCAGCACCUGUAUACAACACCACCUACCUACUCCAGCUUUUCAAAGCACCACAUAGAGAACAGUCCAAUAACAGCCUGACACUGGUACCCUCUGGUGGUUACAUACUGUAAUGGCUGUUUCUCACUAUCUUUCUCCAUCUACACACACUUGGCCAUGGUUUUUUAACACUACAAUUAGAUAAAACUGGCUUUUGUUGCCAAGUGGGCAGAAAAAAAUCAGUAUGGCUAAGCUCAACUCUCAGCAGAAAUCUAACUAAAUGAACUAACUACAAAACUGACUAGCUGACCCUAAAAUUGGUAUUUUUAAGAUUAAUUUGUUUUGCAAAGCACCAGGACCUCAUGUCUCUCCAUACUGUCUCUCCACAUCCCCUGUAGGUUGACCCAGACACAUACCCGGCUGCGUGCGGAGUAUGAUGGGCUGCAGGUGCAGACCAAGGAGCUGAAGACCAGUCUGAAUGGAGCUCAGCUGGAGGUGAACCGCUGGCAGGCCAGAUAUGACUCAAUGAAGGAGCAGCACCAGGGCCUGGACAUCUCCAUGACCAAGCUGGACAACCACUGUGAGGUACAUAGACCACUGAAAGACCACUCCAGGGCCUCGAUGAGCUACUGCACAGGGGACUGUCUAUGGGUUUUCCAUAAUCGAUAAUCAACUCAUCUCUAUUCCUCUCUAUGAUGUGUGCUGUCCCAGUUGCUGACUCGUCUGAAGGGGAACCUGGAGGAGGAGAACCACCACCUGCUGAGUCAGAUCCAGAUGUUGAGCCAGCAGAACCAGACCCUGCUGGAGAGAACCAUGGAGAGCAAGGAGCUCUACCACGAAGAGCAGAAACAGUAUAUGUGAGUAUGGCGUUGUGAGAGUGUGUGUGUACGUGCACGUGCGGGUAUAUAGCGGGAGAGAUUUUCUACUGGAAUUUGAUUAGUUGAAUGUCAUAAAUAUAUCUAAUAAAUCCUGUGUUUCCAGUGACAAGUUGAACUCACUCCGGAGGCAAAAAGAGAAACUGGAGGAGAAGAUCAUGGAUCAGUACAAGUUUUAUGAUCCAACCCCUAAAAAGUAGGUUUUGUUACAUUUUACUUUCUAAUCUAAGUCAAUGGAAUAGGAUGACAAAUGGAUGCAUUAGCAAGCCCUAGGUCCCUGAAUUGUUCCUGGUUAGGUCACAUGGUCAGUAAACCCUCCUGACCCUAGCUAUGCCACUUGUGGAGAGUUCCCCAAGCAGGGAAAGAGAGCUUACUUUGUGGGCCCUAGAGCAUACAGUGGGGAGAACAAGUAUUUGAUACACUGCCGAUUUUGCAGGUUUUCCUACUUACAAAGCAUGUAGAGGUCUGUAAUUUUUAUCAUAGGUACACUUUAACUGUGAGAGACGGAAUCUAAAACAAAAAUCCAGAAAAUCACAUUGUAUGAUUUUUAAGUAAUUAAUUUGCAUUUUAUUGCAUGACAUAAGUAUUUGAUACAUCAGAAAAGCAGAACCUAAUAUUUGGUACAGAAACCUUUGUUUGCAAUUACAGAGAUCAUAUGUUUCCUGUAGGUCUUGACCAGAUUUGCACACACUGCAGCAGGGAUUUUGGCCCACUCCUCCAUACAGACCUUCUCCAGAUCCUUCAGGUUUCGGGGCUGUCGCUGGGCAAUACGGACUUUCAGCUCCCUCCAAAUAUUUUCUAUUGGGUUCAGGUCUGGAGACUGGCUAGGCCACUCCAGGACCUUGAGAUGCUUCUUACGGAGCCACUCCUUAGUUGCCCUGGCUGUGUGUUUCGUGUCAUUGUCAUGCUGGAAGACCCAGCCACGACCCAUCUUCAAUGCUCUUACUGAGGGAAGGAGGUUGUUGGCCAAGAUCUCGCGAUACAUGGCCCCAUCCAUCCUCCCCUCAAUACGGUGCAGUCGUCCUGUCCCCUUUGCAGAAAAGCAUCCCCAAAGAAUGAUGUUUCCACCUCCAUGCUUCACGGUUGGGAUGGUGUUCUAUUUUUGUCUCAUCAGACCACAUGACCUUCUCCCAUUCCUCCUCUGGAUCAUCCAGAUGGUCAUUGGCAAACUUCAGACGGGCCUGGACAUGCGCUGGCUUGAGCAGGGGGACCUUGCGUGCACUGCAGGAUUUUAAUCCAUGACGGCGUAGUGUGUUACUAAUGGUUUUCUUUGAGACUGUGGUCCCAGCUCUCUUCAGGUCAUUGACCAGGUCCUGCUGUGUAGUUCUGGGCUGAUCCUUCACCUUCCUCAUGAUCAUUGAUGCCCCACUAGGUGAGAUCUUGCAUGGAGCCCCAGACCGAGGGUGAUUGACCGUCAUCUUGAACUUCUUCCAUUUUCUAAUAAUUGCGCCAACAGUUGUUACCUUCUCACCAAGCUGCUUGCCUAUUGUCCUGUAGCCCAUCCCAGCCUUGUGCAGGUCUACAAUUUUAUCCCUGAUGUCCUUACACAGCUCUCUGGUCUUGGCCAUUGUGGAGAGGUUGGAGUCUGUUUGAUUGAGUGUGUGGACAGGUGUCUUUUAUACAGGUAACGAGUUCAAACAGGUGCAGUUAAUACAGGUAAUGAGUGGAGAACAGGAGGGCUUCUUAAAGGAAAAACUAACAGGUCUGUGAGAGCCGGAAUUCUUACUGGUUGUUAGGUGAUCAAAUACUUAUGUCAUGCAAUAAAAUGCAAAUUAAUUACUUAAAUCAUACAAUGUGAUUUUCUGGAUUUUUGUUUUAGAUUCCGUCUCUCACAGUUGAAGUGUACCUCUGAUAAAAAUUACAGACCUCUACAUGCUUUGUAAGUAGAAAACCUGCAAAAUCGGCAGUGGAUCAAAUACUUGUUCUCCCCACUGUACAUAGACAGGAAAUAAAUAUGACGCAAGUGAAGAUGACCUGUGGCCUGAGGAUAGAUGGAUGUCUGAGUGUAACUGUGAUUUCCUGUCUGUCAGGAAGAACCACUGGGCCGGGGCCAAGGCCUUGGCCAAAUUCAUCAAGCCCAAGAACAGACAGGAUAGCUCAAGGGAGAGGGUGCGAAGCGCCCCAGACAUCCCCCUGCCUGAACCUCCCACCCUGGACUUCCCUGACGUCCCUCCCCCCCUGCCUCCCCCUCCUCUGCCCCCCCGCCAGUCCUGCCUCAGCCUGGACUCUCUGGGGAACCACUCUCAGGAGGAGAACCACCAUGGACAGGGGCACUCCCCUACCCUCACCCCCACCCAUUCCAGCAGAGGUAAGACGGACACAGGGGGUGGGGGGUAGGUUGGGGAUCCAAAGGAAAAUGCAGUGUAUUUUUGUCUACUCAUCCAGAAUUGUUCUACUCCUGAAUAAUGAAAGGUGUAAAGGCCAUACAGUGCUACACGUCCUCUUUACCACAAGAGGGAGCUCUAGCUACACAAAAUCUCACAUUUCCUCCCCUUCCAACUCAUCUUGCCUGUUCUUCAUUAUCUACUAGUUCAAUGGGGAUCUAUUACAUGCCUAAACAUUUUAAUACUUGAACUCUUCUUCUUCUCUGUUGGACUAUUUUGGACUCUGUUCAUUCAUAUAAUGCAUGUAGUUAACUACUUUCUUUCACUCAAUCACUCACUCAUCUCUCUUUCUCCCCCUUCUCUUUGUCAUUGUGUGUAUAACAUAAUCCCCUAUCAUUCAGCACCCCCAGCCCUGCCAGCGGUACUCCCCAUCACAGCAGCCAAGCGGUUUGGCUUUCUGAGGAGUAAGAGCCAGGAGAAAAUGAAGGUUCCCAAGAUGCCUCUCUCACGGCAUUCUCUCUCUAGACAACUUCGCUUCUGGUCCUCUUCUGACAUCCCCACCUGCACCACCGAGCCCCUCUUGCCCAUCAUUGGACAGUUCUAAUACCACCACCAUCAUCUUCGUCAUUUUCAUCUUCACUCACUCCUCUUCACUCACCCCCCUUUUUUAAUCUGCAACAUCUUUACUUUUUGGCCCUCUGUUAUAAUUUCCUUACAGAAAACCGAGCUCUUAAUGCACACAUAUACACAUUUAUAGAGCUUUCCUCCCAUCACAACAUACCCUAUCACACAUACCAACACACACAAACUGAACUCUGAACUGAACCGUUUGAGGCCUCUAGCCUCAUACUCUGAACACUCGACUCUGGCUAGACCCUGCAGUAAGUAGCCUUGUUUUGGAUUAGAGCCAUCCUUUACUGCAGCCAGCAGCUUUGCCUCGCUCUGUGAGAAUGAGAUAUGUGUGUCACCUGAUAUGUUUAAUCAUUUAAAGUGGGCAACUGAAGAGCGACGACACCAGCCCAAUAAAGGCAGUUACUCUGUCUGCUGUGUCUCUUUGUCUGGCAGCCGGUAUAAAUCUCAUGUUGCACAUGGAUGGAGGAAUGAUGAGGGGAGAACUUCAUACAGGGGCAAUCUGCAAUAUUUACUGCUGUUUGAAGGAUUGUGCUUUUAAUCCCAGGGUGAUAGAAAUAACAUUUUGGGGAGUGAUGUGUGCACAUGCUGUCUGUGCUGCCUGUGUGUUAGCCUGUGUCACGUUGCUGAUAAUAUCAAUGCCUCCAGCUAGCGUCAUACUCUCUCUGACUGUCCUUGUCAAACACUCAUACGCACCGCAAUCUAUCCUCCUAUCCUUUAUUCCAUAUCCUGUACUCUUAUCUCUCUGUCAUGCUUUUUAGCCUCACUCUCUGUCCACCUCUUUUCCCUCCACACCAUUUGUGUUAUCCCUUUGCUCAGCCAAAAAGACAAUGGCUGUGCAAAAAUACGGAAUAACUGUUGUUCUAUUGGAUCUAUUGAUGUCUGAGACUACUAACACAGUGAUGUUUGCAUAAAUGACCAAUACAAUGCUGGGCUAAGUGAGAGAGGGAGCAGGGAAUGGAAUAAGAUGGAAGGUAUAGAACCAGACCCUCCCUGAGGCUUUGGCUAGCCAGUAGGCGAGCAGACACCCUGUUGACUGAGACACCACUGUCUGCUAGCCUAUCCACACUCUCUCGCUCUCUUUUUUCUCUCUCGCUCGCUCUUUUUCUCUCUCUUUCUUCAGUUAGAAUCAGACAGGAAAUCGCCAAAGCCUUCACUUCCUAUAGAAUGUUUUAAGUAUAACUUUCAGUGUUCUAUUCUAUCUCAGCAGGCCAGGGUUCGGUCUGACUGAUUUUAAAGGGAUUUAGCCUUUUAUUCUUUGGUAAAAAGACUGUAAUCAGAUAGCAACAUUGGUAGGUCCAAAAUGCAUCUAAAAACCAUUGGUGUACGUACAGUACCUUGCCAUUUGGAAAGUGGUCUGACUGAAGAAAUGAUAGUUAUGAGACUACUGUAUAUCAUUGUGUAUUGUAGCAAAUGAGCAAACGGAGUCAACUUGUGUCCUUCGAAAGCUUUUGCUGACACUUACCCUUCGCUGCUCUAACACACACUUGUUGUCUACCUGCCCUAACUGUGUCCACUGUCCAGCAGCCUCCAGCUCACCUGCCUCUGCUGUGUCCAGAAUGGGGUUGGUUGUUUGUUUGUUUGUUUGGAAGGAUGUGGUACCAUCAUAGAUACUAACUGCUCUGUUAUUGUACCCCUAGCACUAAACGACAGUGGCGUGUCCCGAGGCAGGGAGCUGUACCGAAUUCCAGGGGGCAGCAGUGAGAGUGUCAAUGGCACAGAGGAGCUGUACGCCAGAAGGAGAGGUGUGGAGCUAGGGGGGGCUGCUGCUCACUCUACCCUUGCCAACCACACCUCCACUUCAGGCCUGACAUCCAACUCAAGCUCCAGGCCUGGACACAGACCCAAAGGUACAGUAGGCCCAAUGCCCAUUUACUGAAUAGCUGCCAUCUUCAAUGUGACGAUGUCAUGAUGUAGUAUAGGCCUGCAGUAUGUUCUUUCUAUGAAACAACACAUUUGCUUCAGUCUCUUCUUAAAGUCAGUAUCCAAGUUUCCAUCCUCAGUUUUUAAGUAAAGUCAUUCUGUUUAAAAAUAAAUCAAGACAGGUGUGAUGGAAAAACGAUGUGUCUGUACAAUUUCAUAAAUGUUGACAGACAAUGUGUUUGUUCGACAUGGUGGGAUCUUUUUGUGUCGGUAAAAUGUAUUAUGCGGUGGAAAGUCCUUUAUGCCAAUGAUAUAAUAAACCAGCAUAUCGAAGUAAACUUGGAGUCACGCAAUGAUAUGCUAUAUUGUACUAUCACAGCAACGUGGAAAAGUGUUGCGUUUAUAGGCAGAUUAAAUAAGUUAUGAUAAACUUCAUGGAGGUUAACUGAUGGACGUUGAUGAGCUUGAUGCAAAUUUCCAAUAAAUAUCGAGGGUAUUAUUUGAAUGCUGGUGACAUGAUGAUCGAUGCUUGGCUGCCAAUUAUCAAAGAAACAUUAAUAUUGCUCUUAUCCAUAUCUCAUCAUAACCUACCCUGUCCACUUUAUUAGCGAACUGUUGUCUAGAGAGCAUGCUCCAAAACCAGAUUGGGAAAGCUUGCAAUUUAUCGCAACAGUUUUUGUGACAAUUAAAGUUGAAAAUGUGAUGGAAACCCAUUCAAUCAAUCAUAUCAAUCAAAUGUAUUUAUAAAGCACUUUUUACAUCAGCAGAUGUCACAAAGUGCUUAUACAGAAACCCAGCCUAAAACCCCAAAGAGUGAGCUAUGCAGAUGUAGAAGCAUGAUGGCUAGGAAGAACUCCCUAGAAAGGUAGGAACCUAGGAAGAAACCUAGAGAGGAACCAGGCUCUGAGGGGUGGCCAGUCCUCUUCUGGCUGUGCCGGGUGGAUAUUAUAAGAGUACGUGGCCAUUAAGGCCAGAUCGUUCUUCAAGAUGUUCAAACGUUCAUAGAUGACCAGCAGGGUCAAAUAAUAAUCACAGUGGUUAUAGGCAACGGGUCAGCAGCUCAGGAGUAAAUGUCAGUUGGCUUUUCAUAGCCACGCAUUCAGAGGUCGAGACAGCAGGUGCGGUAGAGAGGGAGAGAGAGGGUCGAAACAGCAUUGAACUUCCGCUUUCGGUACAUGGAAACUUCAGCGCAAAAGUGAUUUAUUUAUGUGCACUACGUUAUCACACAGCAUUUUAUCCACAAGAAGUCAGUUUGAUGGAAGCAUACCUCUAGUGAGAAAACAUGCAUAUUUUUUUAAUGCAGAUUUUAGAAUAUUUGCAUGUAAAUCUGUCGCCAAUUGGAAGGGAACCUAUCUAGUGUUCCAGAAUAACACCAAACAAGUGAUUUUAAAUCCCUAAUCCCCCAGAAUGCAUUGGUUACGCAGUGCUGAAGAAUCUACACGUCACUCAACUGACCUCUUGGCAGACUAUCAGUGUUCAGUGUUUUUAUAUGGAAUAAUUCUGCCGUCCUCAGUCAAUAAUCACGGUCAGGGAACGUUUGUUUACUUUCCUUGAAACCUUGUGUUCCAAUCUCAGAACGUUGUCCCAUCAACUGGGGAAUAGAUACACAAACACUUACAGGAAGGAGCCUUGUGGCUCUAGACUACAUCAUCUUACAGAGCCAGUUGCUACAUUAUAUUAUAUAGUAGCAACAUUUGAAUUCAGUAUGUAGACAUUAAGUGGAUUAUCUAUAGUUUAUCUACAGACUGUCAAAUAGGGUCGAAGGGUGUGGAGAGACAUAAACUUGUCCAUUGCCCCUUGUUGUUUUUGCUCGUGUAAAAUGCAAAUCUGUACUAAUUUAUGAACUAUUCUUGAAAAUCAGGCAGCUCACUUCCUACUGUGUGUAAACAUGGGGUUUUCCUACAGCUUAGAAAUGUCCCCUUAAUCGUCCUUAAACACUACUGCCCUUUUAGUGUGCACAGUUCUAGUUGUGAAGUGGGACAGCAUCAGUGGGACAGCAUCUGAGACAAAUGCGUAAUGGAUGAGUAACUCACUUCCCCCUCCCCUCUCUGUGUGCUCUGUAAGGUUUCAUCCAUGAGGACGACCCUCUGGUUCACUCCCCUGACGCCCUGUUUGGGAGCAGUGUCCAUGGAAACGCAGGUAAAGGACCAGGAUGAUUGAUACAUGUUCAGACGGCUGCUGGACCCUUGGGCUCCCUUUCACUCUGUGUCCCUCUCUCUGUUUCAUUCUUUCUUGCUCUCUCUUUCUCUCUUUCCCUCCACCAUCUCUUUCUCUGCAGGUUAUCGACCAGGCUCUGCUGAGCUCAGCCGCAACACCUCCAGCAGCAAUUCCCCUGUCAACUGCAAAGGUACAACCAACAACUAUGUCUAUCUGCAAACCCUGCAAACUACUUCAAUAGAUGCCAUUUUAUAUUUAACAACCUUUGAUUUCUAUACCAGAUUUGUCGUUAUCUUGAGCAUGUCUCAGGCCACUAUUUUAGCCUGCUUUCUGGUACUAUCCCCCACUAUGGACUUAAGUCAUUUUCAGCAGUUAGUUGAGUAAAAAACAAUAGCUCUAAUUCUUAUUGUCUAUUUCUACCUCUCUACCUCCCUCUGUCCAUCCAGAUUCCCUGGAGCGCCUGCAGGGCCGUUCUGCCAGCCUGUCCAGUGAUGACGUAGUGGGCCUUAGACACGACGUGUCCCACUCCCUGUCUCUCCCCCGGAGCUCCACGGUUCCCUACGACACCCAUACACACACCCCGACCAAGAGGAGUGCACCCCGGCCGGGCCGCCACCGAACCGCCUCCCCUGGCAGCGAUAUGGUCACCUUGGAAGAGUUCCUGGAGGAGAGCAACACCCUCUCACCACCCACUGUAAGCACUGACACCACCCACUGUAAGAAUAGAGGGAUAAUGUGUUAUAGGGAGAUGGAUGAAGGGUUUGGGAUGUGGAUGUACUAGCUUAGUAUGGUCAAGCAUAUACAGUGCAUUCGGAAAGUAUUCAGACCCCUUUACUUUUUUCCAAAUGUUGUUACAUUACAGCCUUAUUCUAAAAUUGAUUAAAUUGUUUUUUUUCCACCUCAUCAAUACAAUACCCCAUAAUGACAAACCAAAAACAGGUUUUUAGAUAAAAAAAAGUAUUACAUUUUUUUAUAAUGAAAUGGUAUAUUUACAUAAGUAUUCAGACUCUUUACUCAGUACUUUGUUGAAGCACCUUUGGCAGUGAUUACAGCCUCGAGUCUUCUUGGGUAUGACUCUACAAGCUUGGCACACCUGUAUUUGGGGAGUUUCUCCCAUUCUUCUCUGCAGAUCCUCUCAAGCUCUGUCAGGUUGGAUGGGGAGCGUCGCUGCACAGCUAUUUUCAAGUCUCCAGAGAUGUUCGAUUGGGUUCAGGUCCGGGCUCUGGCUGGGCCACUCAAGGAGAUUUAGAGACUUGUCCCAAAGCCACUCCUGCGUUUUCUUGGCUGUGUGUUUAGGGUCGUUGUCCUGUUGGAAGGUGAACCUUCGCCCCACUCUGAGGUCCUGAGCAGGUUUUCAUCAAGGAUCUCUGUACUUUGCUCCAUUCAUCUUUCCCUCGAUCCUGACUAGUCUCCCGCUCUCCACCACCGUGCUCCACCGUAGGGAUGGUGCCACGUUUCCUCCAGACGUGACGCGACGCUUGGCAUUCAGGCCAAAGAGUUCAAUCUUGGUUUCAUCUGACCAGAGAAUCUUGUUUCUCACGGUCAGAGUCCUUUAGGUGCCUUUUGGCAAACUCCAAGCGGGCUGUCAUGUGCCUUUUUACUGAGGAGUGGCUUCCGUCUGGCCACUCUACCAUAAAGGCCUGAUUGGUGGAGUGCUGCAGAGAUGGCUGUCCUUCUGGUUCUCCCAUCUCCUCAGAGGAACUCUGGAGCUCUGUCAGAGUGACCAUCAGGUUCUUGGUCACCUCCCUGGCCAAGGCCCUUCUCUCCCGAUUGCUCAGUUUGACCGGUUGGCCAGCUCUAGGAAGAGUGUUGGUGGUUCCAAACUUCUUCCAUUUAAGAAUGAAGGCCACUGUGGGGGACCUUCAAUGCUGCAGACAUUUUUUGGUACCCUUCCCCAGAUCUCUGCCUUGACACAAUCCUGCCUCGGAGCUCUACGGACAAUUCCUUCGACCUCAUGGCUUGGUUUUUGCUCUGACAUGCACUGUCAACUGUGGGACAGGUGUGCACCUUUCCAAAUCAUGUCCAAUCAAUUGAAUUUACCACAGGUGUGGACUCCAGUCAAGUUGUAGAAACAUCUCAAGGAUGAUCAAUGGAAACAGGAUGCACCUGAGCUCAAUUUCGAGUCUAAUAGCAAAGGGUCUGAUUACUUAGGUAAAAAACGCUUUGUCAUUAUGGGGUAUUGUGUGUAGAUUGAUGAGAAAAAAAGAAUAUUUAAUUGUUUUUAGAAUAAGCAUAUAGUGUCAUAGGGAAAUGGAUGAAAGGUUUGGGAAGGCGUUGUGGCUUCAUAUAGCCUAUUAUUUUAUUUAUUUAUUAUGAUACGUGAUCAUUUAGUUGGAUUUCUCAGCCGACCUAGACUGGCUAGAUAGGCUUCCAAUAACAGCCUCUAAAAUAUUAAUGGUCUGAAUUAAGUUUGUUACGUCUGCAAAUGAAGAAUACUGAACGGGUCUCUGUAAAUCCCCCAGUUUCAGAUAAUAGGUAAGGUUUCGUUCUGCAUUGAGUGAUGCUAGGUAAAGCACAGCUCUCCACCCACAGCUCCUCUGACUGGGGCUCUGUAUAGGUACCAUCAGGGUGAUGGAUGGGUGGCACUGUCAGGUUUUGGUCAUUCACCUCACCUGACUUGACAGGCUUUUGUAGAUGAAAUGUUGGGAUGUGCACACCUACCCACUCUCCAUUUACCUCACUUUCUAACGCAAAAACAGUAAAUAAAAUACUAAUCACUUAGUGGGCAUGGCAACGGGGGUUCAACACCAUACAAUGUCAAUUUCUUUCUCGCUCUGUCUUUCACUCUCUAUCUCUCUUGUUCUCUUCCUACCUCUGUUUUAAAGAAUGUAGAGAGAUCAAUCUGAUUGUCUUGCUGCCCUGACUAACCACUUAAAACAGUGUAAAAUGGGUUAACACACCUACAGUUUUUGCCUCUAAACCUGACUAAAUAUGAUUGAGAGCUGUUCAUGCCUAAACAUACUAACAUUUACCUUCAUCCCAAAGUGGUGUAUCAAUCAACAUCUGAGCAGUGGUGUUACCUCCCAUAGUCCCUGUAUUUUUAAUAGUGCAGACCAAAUGAAUACUUAUUUGUUUAUAAAGGCAUUUCUUCUUCCUCAUUAGAUUAGCUUUGUUUUCUCAUCGUCUCAUUGGCUGUUAGCCCUGUGAGCAGCGGGCUGCUCUGAUUGGCUGGCCAUUAAUUUUAUGUCAUUUAUAUAGUGCUGCAGUGAGAGAUGUGUAUGGCCCCUUGUGUUGUAAACACAUUCCCUGAUGAAUCUGCACCAUGGAGGCGUAGGCAGGCAGACACAGGGGCCAUAUUUCCAGGAGUCUUUAUACUGUUUAACAAUAGACACAAUCUAAACAAGCACUUCUCUGAUUGGAUCAGUCCUGAGUCCCAUGUUGUUGUCUGUACAGUAAUCCAGGAAGUUGAACAUGGACAAUAAUAGCUCUGGAUGGACUCCCUCUCUGUGUGAUAAGGGUUUGGUGUUGAUGACGUCUUUACUUCCUUGAUUAAUCUGUCUAAGUGCUGUGUGUCUGUCUCCCUCAUCCCCUCAGGUGCAGACAGGCAGUCGGGAGGACCUGAUGGAGGACUACUUCAGCAGAACAGGAGAGAGGGAGAGAUCCACCCCUGGCCGGCCCUCUCCUCUGAGAGAUGGAGCCAAGACCCCCACCAGCUACGUCACGCCCACCGUGAAGAGAAACUCAGACCUCCAACGGGCUGACGAGGUGCCAGGCAGGAACUCCAAACCAGGCCAGUGCGUCAGGCCCAUCGUCCGGCUCCCUGAGGGAUCCACCUCCACGCCCCAGAACCAUUCCCAGACCCUACCCAACCGGGCCAGCAACGGGUUAGGGACAGGGGGGUGGCCCUCACCCCUGGGACCCCCUGCACCCCAUGGAGGUGGUCUGGGCAGCAGCAGCAGUCUGUCUCGGACCUUCAGCCUGGCUUCUGCUGACCUGCUGCGCUCAAACGGUCCAGAUAGCUAUCGGACAGACAGGGAGGCAGGUGGCUCGCCCAGCCAGGGUGGUGGAGGUGGGGACGGGGUGGUCAGGAGGCCUGGGGCUGGAGCCAUGGCCAGGGAGCGCCCCCAGUCUGCCAGGCUAGCAGGACCCUCGGACAUAGACCCCCGCAGGCUGCCUCUGGCUCCACCUAAAGAGGAACCACUCAGCCUGACCCCUCCCCAGCACCACUACUCCUCCCUAUCCUUGCAGCCCGAGCGAUACGGAGGGAGAACAACACCAGGCGCCACCCCCAGGAACAACAGCCCCAGCACCGGACCACAGCAGGGACGGCCCAACCCCCAGCAGAAUCAGAAGAACCACCGUGGGGAGGUUGCCAUGGUGACGCCAGUGAGGGCGGUGUCUUCUCUGAGACUGGAGGAGGCACAGGAGGAAGAGGUGCAACGCAGGGAGACGCCGCAACAGGCGAACUCCCCAUUGCUGAAGAAACCGGAGGUGGGAGGAGGAGGAGGGGGGCUGAGCUGUGGAACAGAGGAGCCCCCCAAGAGCACCCCUGCCUCCCCAGACCCCAACAACGACCCCCAGACUGUGUGGUAUGAGUAUGGCUGUGUCUAG
This is a messenger RNA of Coregonus sp. 'balchen', 50320 nucleotides long. The record is from the annotation of a GenBank genome assembly. NCBI's taxonomy places the organism in Eukaryota, Metazoa, Chordata, Actinopteri, Salmoniformes, Salmonidae.